Puntigrus tetrazona (Sumatra barb) is the source of this 61614-nucleotide messenger RNA. RefSeq names its product titin-like. The record is from RefSeq and is a predicted model, not a curated record. NCBI's taxonomy places the organism in Eukaryota, Metazoa, Chordata, Actinopteri, Cypriniformes, Cyprinidae. Gene Ontology annotation, molecular function: protein binding.
UCCCAGCCUUGCCUCGGGUGUAGGGAUUGCAAGGGAAAAGCAAAACUACACGGUCUAGACCCUGUGUAGUUUUGUUUUUUGGGUUAAAACGGGGCCCAACCGUUCUCACCUUGGAUUUUCUGGAAACAUUUUGGAUAAGAGGAUUGUUGCUGAGGCACUAGCCACCUGGGCACAGUCCCAUCAAGUGUAGGCAACCUUGUGAUACAAGGUGCCUUCUACCAUGUCAACACAAGCUCCAACAUUUACACAGCCGCUUCAGAGCGUUGUGGCACUUGAGGGUAGUGCCGCAACGUUCGAGGCUCAAGUUAGUGGUAAUCCAGUUCCAGAGGUGAGCUGGUUUCGUGAUGGCCAGGUUCUUACUGCUGCCGCUUUGCCCGGCGCUCAGAUCUCGUUCAGCGAUGGCCGUGCUGUUCUGAUGAUCCCCGCUGUGACAGCCGCACACAGUGGAAGAUUUUCUGUGAGAGCCACCAAUGGCGCUGGACAAGCCACUAGCACUGCUGAACUGCUGGUUACGGCGGAAACUGCGCCACCAAACUUCAUUCAGAGACUACAGAGUGUGACUGUUAUUCAAGGAAGCCAAGUGAGACUAGAUGUUCGAGUUACAGGAAUCCCUACACCUGUGGUGAAGUUCUACAGAGAGGGAGCUGAGAUUCAGAGCUCUGCUGACUUUCAGAUUGUUCAAGAUGGAGACCUUUACAGUUUGUUGAUUGCCGAGGCCUUCCCAGAAGAUUCUGGAACUUAUUCUGUCAGUGCUUCAAACAGCAGUGGACGUACUACCUCUACAGCUGAACUUCUGGUUCAAGGCGAGGAGGUUGCAGUGCCUGCAAAGAAGACCAAGACUUUUGUUUCAACUUCUCAGAUUUCACAGACUCGCCAGGCUAGAGUUGAAAAGAGAAUGGAGGCCUCUUUUGAGUCCGCAGCCAUGAUGGAAAUGCAAAUAGAGGAUGGUGAUUUGGCUCACAAGGCACCACCUCGUGUGCCUCCUAAGCCGACCUCCAAGUCUCCAACCCCACCAACAGGAGUGUCAAAGGUCGCAGCUACACGCCAUCAGUCACCCUCCCCUGUGAGGCCUGUUAAAGCCCCCAUUCACACACCUCAUAGGCCUGCUUCUCCUUCAAGACUGUCCGUGUCCCCUAUCAGACCAGUCAAGUCCCCCGUGGCUACAGUGACUAAACAAGUUGUGCAGGCUGCAGAUGUAUUGCCUCCAUGGAAGCAGGAGGGUUACAUAGGAGAAUCCAGUUAUACCAGCAUGACUACUGGGGCCUCGUAUGUGCAGACCUCCUCCACAUUUAUCCACAAGGAGCAGCAAUGGGAAGGUUCUUUUGCUAUGCAGCAGCAAGCCGGUGGAGUCGCUGUCAAAGAAAUUGUUGAGACUGCAGCAAUCCCAUCUCUCACUAAAGAGCAAGUGAUGCCGCCAACUAUUGUGGCUGGUUUGAAGAACGUGACUGUCACAGAGGGAGAGUCUGUCACCCUGGGGUGCCAGAUUUCAGGCCACCCUACCCCAGCCAUUAUGUGGUUCAGAGAGGAUUACAGAAUCGAGAACUCAAUUGACUUCCAGAUCACUUAUGAAAACAGCUAUGCCCGCUUGGUGAUCCGUGAGGCCUUUGCUGAAGAUAGUGGCCGCUUCACUUGCACUGCUACCAGUGAGGCUGGAACUAUCAGCACCUCAUGCUACCUGCUUGUCAAAGUGUCAGAAGAAAUUGAAAGCAGAGAGGAUUUUUCUGCUGUCUCUGAACACAUUGAAAUGUCUUCUCAGGAAAGACAGCUUACAGUUGAAGCCAAAGAGGAGACUAUGUCUGAAAUGAGUGCCAUCUCUGAGUCUGUGGAGGCUGGGGCAGGUGUUGCCCCAUUCUUUGUGAAGAAACCCACAGUACAGAAGCUUGUGGAGGGAGACAGCAUAGUCUUUGAGUGCCAAGUGGGAGGAAGCCCCAAACCUCAUAUUUACUGGAAGAAGAGUGGAAUUCCACUUACUACUGGAUACAGGUACAGAGUAGCCUACAAUAAGGACACAGGCGCAUGCAAGCUUGAGAUCUCCAUGACAUUUGCUGAUGAUGCAGGAGAAUACACCAUCUUUGCUAGGAACCCACUUGGAGAGAUUUCUGCUUCAGUAAUGUUGCUUGAUGAAGAGGCCUUUGAGUGUUAUAUGAAGAAACAGGAAGAGACAUUCAAGACAGAAGUAACUACUAUUAUAGAGGAGCCAAAAGUGGCUGACAUACCUGCUGUUUUUGAGACUGUAACUGAAAAAGAGCAGAUGCUCAUGCAGAGGAGAAUGGCUCAACAAACCCAGAUGAUGCAGUCCUUCAUUUCAGAGCAGGAGUUGCAAAUAUCUAACUUAGAGCAGAGAUUCAUUCAAGAAAUUGAGUUCCGCCUGCUCAAGAUUACUUACCAGGAGCUGGUGACUGAGGAUGGGGAGCAGCUCGAUAUGAGUGUUUCUGAACAUGAUGCUAUUUCUCCAGUUUUCAAUACUCCAGUUAAAAGCUACAGACUCCGUGAGGGAAUGAGUGCAACAUUUCAUUGCAGGAUGACAGGAACCCCUCUCCCUAAGAUUAUCUGGUACAAAGAUGGCAAGCGUAUAACACAUGGAGGCCGUUAUCACAUGGAGGUUCUGCAGGAUGGUAGAGCCAGUCUGCGCCUUCCAACAGUGCUGUCAGAAGAUGAGGGUGUAUACACUGCUUUGGUCAGUAACAUAAAGGGUAAUGCUGUCAGCUCUGGAAAGCUGUAUGUGGAGCCAACUGGUGUAGCACAAGCACAGCUUCCUCAGCCAGGAGCAGUUCAACGAAUCAGGUCCACAUCACCACGCUCCACAAGUCGUUCUCCUGGUCGAUCACCAGCUCGUAGACUUGAUGAGACAGACGAGGCCCAGCUAGAAAGACUCUACAAGCCUGUGUUUGUACAGAAGCCAUCGUCCUUCAAGUGCUCUGAGGGACAGACAGCAAGAUUUGAUCUGAAAGUAGUUGGGAGACCCAUGCCUGAAACUUACUGGUUCCAUAAUGGACAACAAGUAGUCAAUGACUACACCCACAAAAUUGUGGUAAAGGAAGAUGGUACUCAGUCUAUGAUUGUGGUUCCUGCCAUGCCUCAUGACUCCGGAGAAUGGACGGUUGUUGCUCAGAACAGAGCUGGAAAGACAACCGUAUCUAUGACUCUUACUGUUGAAGCCAAGGAAAACUUGGUGAGACCACAAUUUGUGGAAAAGCUAAGAAACAUCAGUGUUAAAGAGGGUACUUUGGUUGAGCUGGCUGUUAAAGCUAUUGGCAAUCCCCUUCCUGACAUUGUUUGGCUGAAGAACAGUGACAUAAUCUCCCCACAUAAACACCCACAUAUUAGGAUUGAGGGUGGUAAAGGCGAAGCUCAUUUCAAGAUUCCAUCAUCUACAGGAUCUGAUAGUGCAUGGUACACUGCUACUGCUAUAAACAAAGCUGGUAGAGAUACCACACGCUGCAAAGUUAACAUUGAGGUGGAUGCAGUAAUGCCUCAACCAGAGAAAAAGCUUGUCAUUCCCAAGGGAACUUACAAGGCCAAAGAAAUUGCUGCACCAGAGUUAGAGCCACUGCAUCUUCGCUAUGGUCAGGAACAAUGGGAAGAUGGUGACCUCUAUGAUAAGGAGAAGCAACAGAAGCCUCACUUCAAAAAGAAGCUUACCUCAGUCAGGUUAAAGCGAUUUGGACCUGCACACUUUGAGUGCAGACUGACCCCCAUUGGUGAUCCAACCAUGAUUGUUGAGUGGCUGCAUGAUGGCAAGCCAUUGGCAGCUGCUAACAGACUACGCAUGGUCAAUGAGUUUGGCUAUUGCAGUCUUGACUAUGAAGCUGCUUAUUCCAGAGAUAGCGGUGUCAUUACUUGCAGAGCCACCAACAAAUUUGGAGUUGACCAGACCUCUGCUACACUAAUUGUUAAAGAUGAAAAAAGCCUUGUUGAGGAAACUCAGUUGCCAGAGGGAAGGCGAGGACAAAGAAUAGAUGAAAUAGAGCGUAUUGCACAUGAGGGUGGCCCAUCUGGAGUUACUGGAGAUGAUAAUCUUGAAAAGACUAAGCCAGAGAUUGUGUUACUUCCAGAGCCAGUAAGAGUUAGGGAAGGAGAAACAGCUAAAUUCCGCUGUAGGGUGACUGGCUACCCUUGCCCAAAAGUUAACUGGUACCUCAAUGGACUGCUCAUCCGCAAGAGUAAAAGGUUCAGACUUCACUUUGAUGGUAUUCACUACUUAGAAAUUGUAGAUGCCAAGCCCUAUGAUUCGGGAGAAGUCAAAGUUUUGGCUGAAAACCCUGAAGGAGUUACUGAGCAUCUUGUAAAAUUUGAGAUUCAGCAGAAGGAGGACUUCAGGUCAAUCUUGCGUCGUGCUCCUGAGAUUAAGGCUUCUGCUCCUAUACCAACACAAGAACAUGGUAGAGUCUCGUUUGAGGUUGUCAAAACUGAGAAACAACCUGAGACCUCUAAAGAACCCAAGGAGGUUGUUAAGCUGAGGAAAACUGAAAGAGUAUUCCAUGAGAAACUAACAGAAGAAACAGAGGAGCUAAGAAGCAAAUUUAAGCGUAGAACCCAGGAGGGCUACUAUGAAGCCAUAACUGCCGUAGAACUGAAAUCCCGCAAGAAGAAUGAAACCUAUGAAGAUAUGCUGAGGAAGAGAAAAGAAGAACUUCUUCAUCACACAAAAGAACUAGGGCCUGAUGCAGAGAAGAAGAAAGAAGAGGAGAGUAAACUUACCAUUCCCAAAGUCAAACCAGAGAAAAUUGUGCUCUCUCCAAGCAUGGAGGCUCCUAAGAUUAUAGAACGCAUCCAGAGCCAGACAGUUUGUCUUGGAGAUGAAGUACACUUCCGCUGCAGAGUUACCGGUAAACCAGAUCCAGAAUGUCAGUGGUUUAAGAAUGGUGUAUUAUUGGAGAAAUCAGACCGGGUUUACUGGUAUUGGCCAGAGGACCAUGUCUGUGAAUUAGUGAUCAAAAAUGUCUUAGCUGAGGACUCAGCAAGUGUAAUGAUCAAAGCCAUGAAUAUUGCGGGAGAGACCUCAAGCCAUGCUUUCUUACUAGUUCAAGGCAAACAAGUUGUUUCAUUCACACAACUUCUAGAAGAUCAAAAUGCUAAAGAGAAGGACACCAUGGUGACCUUUGAAUGUGAGACAAAUGAGCCAUUUGUGAAGGUCAAAUGGAUGAAGAACAAUGCAGAAAUUUUCUCUGGUGACAAAUACAGAAUGCACUCUGACAGAAAGGUGCACUUCCUGUCAGUGCUGAUCAUUUCUAUGAAUGACGAAGCAGAGUACAGUUGUGUGGUUAUUGACGAUGACCACAUAAGAACCAGUGCCUCACUUUAUGUUGAAGGUGCACCACUUGAAAUUGUAAAAAAUCUUGAGAAUACAGAAGUACCUGAGACAUACUCUGGAGAGUUUGAGUGUGUUUUGUCCCGUGAGGAUGCUGAAGGAACCUGGUAUUUUGAGAACAAAGAAAUCACUCCUAGCCUCAAAUAUGUUGUGUCUGCACGUCGUGGUCGUCAUAGUCUUUCUGUGAAAGAUGUUAAAAAGGAGGACCAGGGAAAAUACACUUUCAAAGUGGGAGAUCUUAAGACAAGUGCCUCCCUUAAGAUGAAACUGCGCCCUGUGACUCUGAUGCAAGGUCUUUCUGACCUGACAAUCUGCGAGGGUGAUAUUGCCCAACUUGAAGUGCGAUUUUCUCAGGAAAAUGUUGAGGGCUCAUGGUUAAAAAAUGGCCAAGCCAUUUCUACUUCCGAUAAGAUUCACAUGGUCAUUGACAAAGUCACCCAUAAGCUUCUUAUUGAGGACACCAGUAAGGAUGAUGCAGGAAUGUACUCAUUUGUUGUUCCUGCACAGGACAUUUCUACAAAUGGAAAACUAACAGUUCAAACUAUUGGCUUCUUGGCACCACUAAAGGAUGUUUCCACGGUGGAAGGCACUAAAGCUGUUCUUGAAGCUAAAAUCUCUGCUACUGAUAUAACUUCAGUAAAAUGGUUCCACGAUGACAAGCUGGUGACAGCAAGUGAUAGAGUCCAGAUGGUUGUCAAAGGAUCUAAACAGAGACUGGCUAUUAACCGGGCCUAUGCAUCAGAUGAAGGACAUUAUAAACUGAUUGCUGGCAAAGUAGACUCAACCUGUAAACUUUCUGUCCAGCCUGUUUCUAUCGUAAAGCACAUGGAAGACUGUGUUUGCACUGAGACCCAGAAUGUCACCUUUGAAGUGGAGAUAUCUCAUCCUGGCAUUGAUGCUCUCUGGACUUUCAAGGGUCAACCUUUAAAGUCAGGUCCAAAGUACAAGAUUGAGGGCAAAGGCACACACUAUUGCCUCAGUAUUUUGAAUGCCAUGAAGGAUGAGGAAGGAGAGUACAUGUUUAUGGCUGGAGAAAAGGAAUCUAGAGCAAGGCUUAUUGUAUCAGGUGGUGCAAUUAACAGGCCACUCCAUGAUGUGACUGUAGCAGAAUCCCAGACUGCAGAGCUGGAGUGCGAAGUUGCAAAUCCUACUACAGAAGGCAAAUGGCUUAAAGAUGGCCACCCCAUUGACUUCAGCGAUAAUAUUGUAAGUGAAAAUAAUGGUGCUGUCAGGCGGCUUGUCAUCGUCAUCACCAGGCCACAGGAUGUUGGAGAGUAUACCUACCAAGUGGCCAACUCCAAGACAUCUGGCAACUUGAAAGUUGAAGCUGUUAAAAUCAGGAAGACUAUGAAGAACCAAACUGUUACUGAAACCCAAGAGGCAGUAUUCAGUAUUGAACUCACCCAUUUAGAUGUGAAAGGAUCCCAGUGGAUCAAGAAUGGUGUUGAGAUUCAUCCAAGUGAUAAAUUUGAGAUAACUGUCCAAGGCAUGGUUCACACCCUGAAGAUCAAGAACUGUAACACCCAAGAUGAAUCAGUCUAUGGGUUUAAACUUGGAAAACUCUCUGCUAAUGCCCGACUUAAUGUUGAAACUAUCAAAAUUGUGAAAAAACCAAAGGAUGUGACAUCACUGCUGGGUGCCACUGCUUCAUUUGAGCUGAGUUUGUCCCAUGAUGACAUUCCAGUUCAGUGGAUGUUCAAUAAUCAGGAGCUCAGACCAAGUUCAAAUAUUAAAAUACUGUCUGAGAGAAAGGCCCACAAACUUAUCAUUCAGAGUGUUGAAGGUCACAUUGCAGGUGAAUACAUUGCUGUGGUCGGGCAUCUGCAGUGCAGUGCACACCUUCAUGUUGAACAUUUGAGAGUCACCAAACCUUUGAAGAACAUUGAGGUUCCAGAGACCCAUGUGGCAACAUUUGAAUGUGAAGUUUCUCAUUUCAAUGUUCCAUCAAUCUGGAUGAAAAAUCAAGUUGAGAUUGAGAUUAGUGAGAAGUUUGCGAUUGUGGUGCAAGGCAAAAUUCAUCAGCUGAAAGUCAUGAAUGCCAGUCAGGAUGAUGCUUCAGAAUACACAUUUAUGUGUGGAAAUGACAAAGUCUCUGCUAACCUGACUGUAAAACCAAUUCUGAUCACAUCCAUGCUUCAAGACCUCAAUGCUAAAGAAAAAGACACGGUUACAUUUGAGGUGAGCGUCAACUAUGAAGGCAUCACCUACAAAUGGCUGAAGAAUGGAGUAGAAAUUCGUUCCAGUGAUAGAUGCCAAACCCGCUGCAAACAAUUCACUCAUUCCCUCACUAUUCGAAAUGUUCACUUUGGGGAUGGAGGAGACUACAAGUUUGUGGCUGGAUCUGCUGAAACAUCUGCAAAACUCUUUGUUGAUGCUCGUGUGAUUGAAUUCACCAAGCAUAUUAAAGAUAUCAAGGUAACUGAGAAGAAGAAGGCUAUAUUUGAAUGUGAGCUCUCUGAACCCAACGUCCCUGUGAUGUGGAUGAAGGAUGGGCAGGAACUUGAGAUGUCUGACAGAUUCAAAGCCACCAGUGACAAAUUCCUGCAGCGUUUGAUGAUCCAGACAGUGCGCAUGUCUGAUGCUGGAGAAUACUCUGUUGUUGCUGGUGCAAGCGUUUCCAAGGCAAACCUCAUAGUGGAGGGCAGGGAUGUCCACAUCUCUGCGCCUUCUGAGAAGGACAUCACUGUAGUUGAGAAACAGAGAGCUACAUUUGAAUUUGAAGUUAAUGAGGAUGACAUUGAAGGCCGCUGGCUGAAAAAUGGUGUUGAAAUUCCAUCUUUUGAUGAGCGCUUCAACUAUGUGACAGUUAGAAAGACACAUCGCUUGACAAUCACUGAAACGUACAGAAGUGAUGCUGGAGAAUACACUUUCAUUGCAGGAAAGAACAGGAGCACAGUCACUCUGCAUGUCCAGAUCCCCGAGCCUCCUCGUAUCAUUAGGGACAUGGUGCCCCUAUCUGUUGAAGCUGGAAAACCUGCACGUUUCACUGUGGAAGUGAGAGGAAUUCCUCAGCCUCAGGUAUCCUGGUAUAAGAACUCUCAAGCACUGUCUUCUGGGUUCAAGUGUAAGUUCCUGAGGGAGGGAAAUGAGCACACACUGCUGCUUAUUGAAGUCUUCCCAGAGGAUGCAGCUCAGUACAACUGUGAAGCUAAGAAUGACUAUGGAGUAGUCACAAGCUCAGCUUCACUUAAUGUGGAAGUUUCAGAAGUGGUUUCUCCAGACACAGUGGCUCCAGUGUCUUCACCAGUGAUUAUUACCUCACUGCAAGAUACCUCUGCUGAAGAGGGAGAAUCAGCUAGAUUCCAGUGCCAUGUCUCUGGAGAUGAUUUGAAGAUUACCUGGUACUUCAGAGAUAAGGAAAUUGUGCAGUCUGACAACUUCAGAAUCUCUCAGUUUGAUGAUAACUGCCAGCUUGAGAUCUCCAGAGCAUAUGUUGCAGAUGCAGGAGAAUACACAUGUGUUGCACGCAAUUCUGGGGGAAUGGUCUCUUGCUCUGCUGUUCUGAACGUCAAUGAUCUCAGUGUGAGAACAGUAGGUAGUCAAAGUGUUUCGAGCACUGGAAUGACUCAUUUGGAGAUGGUCAGCUCCCAGACCAUGAGUGAGACUAAUUCUUCCACUGUACAAACUUUUGAAAGUGUAUCUACGGUGAUGAUGUCCACAACGUCUGUUAAAAGCAUUGAGGUUCAACAAGUUACUUCUGUGGAAGAAUAUUCUACAAGCCCCACUCUGACCCUGAAAAUGAGUGAUGUCAUUGUCAGCCUGGGUGAUAUGGCUCAGUUCAACUGUUCCUUCAGUGGACAACCAUUUACUGAAAUUAUAUGGGAGCAUAAUGGAAGAACAAUAAGAAAUACAGAAAGGGUGCAGUAUGUACAUCAAGGCGGGCUCAUUUCUCUCAUCAUACUCAAUGUCCAUCUUGGGGACCAGGGAAGUUACUGCUGUACUGUUAAAAAUAUAAAUGGUGAAAACCGAACAUCUGCACAGCUCACAGUGGAAGCUAAAGAAGCGCACCCCAAAGAAACCCUCGUACCCUCCGAUUCUAUCAGUAAAUCUUCUAAAACUGAAAAUGAGUCAAGUAAAAAGGCCACUGACCAAGAAAAGCAGGAAUCCUUACAGAAUGUUGGAGAACUGACAACAAAGUGGCAGAUAAGCCGACAUUACAAUCCUGAUGUUAUCCCUUUGUUGGAACGUGACAUUUAUGAUGCAAUUCAGCCAGAGUUCCUUGUGAAACUGUCCCCAGAAUUCCUUGCCAAACAAAAAGAGAGCGUUUCUCUUUAUUAUGUAAUCAAAGGAAGCCCCUCUCCAUUUGUUGUAUGGCUACACAACCAGUUGAAUGUUGAAGAGCCAAGGUCAUACUCCUUGAAACAUGAUGGGCCUUUGUGCUGCUUAAAUGUAAAGAAUAUUGAUUCUGAGCAAAGGGGCACACAUUCUUGCAAAGUUAUCAAUGCUGCAGGAGACAAAACAUGCAGCACUCAUCUCAGAGUGAAGACAGUGUCUAAAGUGGACGAGGAGGCCAGUUAUGAAGAGGAAGCCAAAGUGCCUCCAGUUUUCAAGAAGAAGAUUUGUGACAUGCAGAGCAACAUUGGCAGCCCAGUGAAGUUUGAAUGUGAAAUUGAAGAGACACCCUAUGUGACCUUCAAGUGGUUCAAGUCUGGCUCAGAGAUUAGACAGAGUGACAAAUUCAGAAUCAUCAGCAGGCAAAGUACAUCAUCUCUAGAGCUCCUCAACCCAACAAAGGAUGACGUUGGUGAAUACAGCUGUCGAGCAUCAAACAAGCACGGUAGUGACACCUGUUCUGCUAACCUGAACUUCACCGAAACCCCACCCAUGACAAAAGAAUUACCAAUGCUGGAUGUAGUGAAGGUGACCGGUGCUUUAUUUGGGAGUGAGGUUAUUGGUACUGCCCCAUUUGAAAUAAACUUGUUGAAGAAUAAAAGACAUGCCAAUUCUGACAAAAACAUUUUUGAAGAUUUAAUUGAAUAUUUGGAUACACAUGCAUUUGAAAGUUCAGAUGUCGGGGAGUACCAAUGUUGCCUAUCAAACGAAGUUGGAAAAAUCACCUCAAAAUCAAUUGCUAUGAUAAGAGAGCCUGCCCGCUUUGUGAAGAGGUUGACAGACAUGGCUGUCCCACUCAGUCAGAAACUGAGACUUCAGUGUACAUUCACUGGAGCACCAAAGAUGUUUGUCACAUGGUACAAAGAUGGAAAGCAACUGUACGCCUCAUACAGAUACAACACAAGGAUCAUUGACAACACUUGCGUCUUGGAAUGCCUCCAUGAAUCUAACAAUGAAACACCUGGAAAAUACUCUUGUGAAGUGUUAAAUCCCUUUGGCACUGAUAUCUGUCAUGCCAAUAUAACUACAGUUACAGAACCUGCCCGUUUUGAACAGAAGCUUAAGGACAAAAAAGUUGCAAUGAGCAAAAAGCUGAAGCUUGAGUGCACAUUUACUGGAGCUCCUAAAAUCUUUGUCACCUGGUACAAGGACGGCAAACAAAUAUAUGCCUCUUACAGAUACAAUACUCAAGUUGUUGGAAACACCUGUUCUCUAGAAUGUCUACAUGAAUGCACAAAAGACACUCCUGGUAUAUACUCCUGUGAGGUGUCCAAUUCUUAUGGAAAUGAUAUCUGUCAUGCUGAAGUGACCACUGUUUCUGGACCUGCUCGUUUUGUGAAGAAGCUCACAAACCAGACUAUUCAGUGGGGACAAAAGUUGAGACUUGAAUGCUCCUUCACAGGAAUUGAAAAAAUGUUUGUCACAUGGUACAAGGAUGGCAAACAGGUCUAUGCUUCGUAUAGAUGCAACACAAAAAUAAUUGGAAACAAUUGCAUUUUGGAAUAUCUCGAUGAAUGUGAUCAGAAUACUACUGGAAAAUAUUCUUGUGAGGUUACAAAUGAAGAUGGAUCAGAUAUAUGUCAUGCGCUGAUCACCCUUGCGACAGAGCGCAAAAUUCCACCAACUUUCACUAAGAAACCCUCCGAGCACAUUGAUGAUGCGGAGGGAAAAAUGGUGAAGCUUGAGGGUCGAGUAUCUGGGUCACAGCCUCUAUCUGUAAGCUGGUAUAAAGAUAACAGAGAAAUCAACACUUCUGACAUCUAUGACAUUUCCUUCAAGAGCAACACGGCUGUGAUGUGUCUCAAAAAAGCCACAGUCACAGACAAUGGCAUUUAUACAUGCAGUGCUUCUAAUGAAGCUGGCACUGCCUCCUUCCAGGUGGUGGUUAACAUCACAGAGCAAAAAAGGCCUCCGACUUUUGACAUUCCCCUUAAACCAGUGACAGUGAGUGCGGGAGAAAAGCUAAACCUUAGCUGCCAUGUUUCUGGGUCUUCACCAAUAAAGAUUCAAUGGAUGAAGGACAGAAGGGAGGUCACAUCCUCUGCUAACACCAAGAUGAUGUUUAUGGAUGGCACAGCCACCCUGGAGAUAAACCACACAUCUAAAACUGAUGCAGGAGAUUAUCUGUGCAAGGCAACCAACAGUGCUGGUAGUGAAUUCUCCAAGACCAAAGUCACAAUGAAAGAUAAAGCAGGUGCAGAACCUGCAAGAGCACUGACAGCCCCCACAGCACCUCAAACAGUUAAAAAGCUGGAUAACUUGUUCUUCAUUGAGGAGCCCAAGAGCAUUCAUAUUGUUGAGAAGGGUACAGCUACCUUUAUUGCUAAAAUUGGUGGUGAUCCCAUUCCCAAUGUGAAAUGGAUGAAGGGCAAAUGGAGGCAGAUGACCCAUGGUGGUCGCGUCAACAUUCAACAAAAAGGCCAAGAGGCCAAGUUGGAAAUCAAAGAGGUGACCAAAUCUGACUCUGGUCAGUACAGAUGUGUUGCUUCAAACAAACAUGGAGAAAUUGAGUGUAGCACCAACCUGAAUGUUGAUGAGAAGAAAGAGUCCGGACCAGAGAUGGUGAAACUGAAGAAGACUCCAUCAAAGCAGAAAAGUCCAAAGGAAGACAAAGACAUUGACAUUGUUGAAUUGCUAAGAAAUGUAGAUCCAAAAGAGUAUGAGAAAUAUGCUCGCAUGUAUGGAAUCACAGACUUCCGGGGUCUCCUUCAAGCUAUUGAGUUUCUGAAGAAGGAGAAGGGUGAAGAAAGUGGAAGACUGGAAAGUGAACAUGGAAGAGAAUAUGAUGAGGAUUUGGCUAAGCUUGUGUCUGAUUUGCAGAGGCGAAUGGAACACAGUGAACCUGUUAAUCUGCUUAAAGACAUCACAGAUCAGACAACGCAAGUUAACAAAGAGGCAGUGUUUGAGUGUGAGAUUAAAAUCAACUACCCAGAAAUUACACUGUCUUGGUAUAAAGAUACACAGCGGCUAGAAACUAGUGAUAAAUAUGAAAUUAAACUCGUGGGCGACCGUCAGAUAUUGAAGAUCAAGAACUGUCAGACCAGUGACCAGGGAAAUUACCGUGUCGUUUGUGGGCCACAUAUAUCCAGUGCCAGACUGACAGUGUUGGAGAAUCAAGAUCAUGUGCAGAAACCAUCACCUGAAUUGAAGAAACCCAUUGAGGAGACUGUAACGAAACGUGUAGUGGAAAGGACAGAGGAGGUCCCUAUGAAAGUUGUGAAGCAACCAGAAGACAAAACUGAAACUUCCUUUGUACAGCCACCGGUUCCUGAGAAAGAACCUGAAAUCAAGAAGCCUGUUGAAGAAAAAGUCACAUCUGUCAAGGUGACAGAGCAAAAACAACAACCCACACACAAAGAGCCUAAACCUCAGGUGCCAGCAGAACCAAAGGCUACAGUGGCUGAACCAAAGCCUGAACCUAAGUCUGAGCCAAACGCUCUUCCCAAACCUGAGCCAAAAGCUUUACCAAAACCUGAGCCCACACCUGAGCCAAAAGCUACACCAAAGCCUGAGGCUGAACCUAAGGCUGCAGUUGCAAAGGAAGUUGAGGCACCUUCUGUCAAAGAACCAGAACUUUUGAAGAAACCUGAACCAGAAGUCCCUAAGCCUACUGUGGCUCCAGCUGAACAGAAAACGUUGCCUCCAUCAAAAGAGCCAACUGUUGAAAGGAAAACAUCACCUGAGGCACCAAAACCAAUUGUGGCCCCAGUUGAACAGAAAAUAUUACCUCCUUCAAAAGAGCCAACUGUUGAAAAGAAACCAGUUGCUGAAGUACCAAAGACAACUGUGGCUCCAAUACAACAGAAAAUAGUAACUCCUCCAAAAGAGCCAACUGUUGAAAAGAAACCAGUUCCUGAAGUACCAAAGCCAACUGUGGCUCCAGUAGAACAGAAAAUAGUAUCUUCUCCAAAAGAGCCAACUGUUCAAAAGACACCAUCUCCUGUGGCACCAGAGCCAAAAGCAACUCCAAUUGAACAGAAAUUCUCUCCUCCCACAGAUGCAGAAAAGGGCCCUGUUACAGCUCCUGGACCUGCUGGCAAAGAUGGAAAACCAAAGGAGGAACCAGCUCCAGGCAGAGGCAGAGGACUAAGACCAAGACAAACUCCAUCUCCUGGUGAUGCUGGAAGGGGUAGAGGGCUGAAACCUGGUGGUGGAGGUGACAAGCCUCCAGGAGAAUCACCAUUUGGUUUCCAGCUAAAAGCUGUCCCCUUGAAGUUUGUGAAGGAGCUCCAAGACAUUGUGUUGCAGGAGGCUGAGUCCAUUGGCUCCUCUGCUGUAUUUGAGUGUCAGAUCUCUCCAUCUACUGCUGUCACCACCUGGAUGAAGGAUGGAAGUAAUCUAAGAGAAAGUCCGAAGCACAAAUUCACAUCUGAUGGCAAAGACCGCAAACUGCAAAUCAUUGAUGUCCAGCUUUCAGACACUGGAGAGUACACAUGUGUUGCAAAGCUUGGCAACAAGGAGAAGACCUCAACAGCUAAACUUGUUGUAGAAGAAUUGCCUGUGAAAUUCACAAAGAAUCUGGAAGAAGAGACCUCCGUGCUUAAGGGCCAGCCAAUGUAUUUGACCUGUGAGUUGAGCAAGGACAGAGAUGUGGUCUGGAAGAAGAAUGGAAAAGAGAUAAAGGAAAUUCCUGGCAAAAUUCAAAUCAAUAUUAUUGGGCUACAGCGUGCCAUCACAAUCCAGGAUGCAAACGAUGAUGAUGCCGGGGUUUACACAUGCGAGUGUGAAAACAUUAAAACUCAAACUAAUGUCAAGGUUAUUGAAAUUGUUAGAGACUGGUUAGUGAAACCUUUGCGGGACCAGCAUGUGAAACCCAAGGCCACUGCAACAUUUAAAGGCGAGCUCUUCAAGGACACCCCUAACUGGAAAUGGUACAAGGGCAACGAUGAAAUCCCUAAUGAGCCUACAGAUAAGACCGAGGUGAAGAAGGAGGGUAAAGAUAUCUCUCUUACAAUUAAAAAUGCCCAGCCUGAUGACAUUGCUGAGUAUGCUGUGGAGGUUGAAGGACGCAGAUAUGCAGCAAAACUAACACUUGGAGAGCGUGAAGCUGAGAUCUUGAAGCCUCUUGCGAGUGUAGAGGUGGUUGAGAAAACGGAGGCCAACUUCGAUACUGAAAUUUCAGAGGAUGAUGUGCCUGGAGAAUGGAAACUUAAAGGACAGGUUCUGACAAGAUCACCGACAUGUGACAUCAGAUCUGAGGGAGGAAAACGCUUCCUUACCAUCAAAAAUAUUCAGCUUGAUCAAGCUGGUGAAGUUACAUACCAAGCUCUGAAUGCUGUGACAAGUGCUAUGCUCACAGUAAAAGAGGGUGAUGCAUAUUUCACCACCAAGUUACAAGAUUAUACCGCAGUUGAAAAAGAUGAAGUCACAUUCGACUGCGAGCUCAGUAGAGAUGUUCCUGUAAAAUGGUUCAAGAAUGAAAUUGAAAUUAAAGCCUCCAAGAUGGUGACCAUGAAAGUUGAAGGCAAAAGAAGAAUCCUUAAUCUUAAGAAAGUUGAGAACCAAGACAAAGGAUUAUAUGUUUGUGACUGUGGAACAGACAAAACUUCAGCCAACUUAAACAUUGAAGCUCGUGACAUCAAAGUGGUGCGACCCAUGUAUGGCGUUGAGCUCUUUGAUGGUGAGACGGCUCGUUUUGAGGUGGAAAUCUCUGAAGAUGAUGUCCAUGGUCAAUGGAAACUGAAGGGAGAAGUCUUGUCCUCUUCACCUGAUGUUGAGAUUAUUGAGGAUGGUGCAAAACACACAUUAACACUCUACAACUGCAAAGUUUCCCAAUCUGGAGAAGUAGCCUUCCAGGGAGCAAAUGCUAAGUGUUCUGCAAAUCUUAAAGUAAAAGAUUUACCAAUUUCUUUUGUCAUGCCCAUGAACGAUGUACAAGUCUAUGAGAAAGAUGAUGCAAGAUUUGAAAUUGAACUUUCAAGGGAGGCUAAAGUCAUCCGUUGGCUAAAGGGAUCUCAGGAGUUGAAAGCUGACGAAAAGUUUGAAAUCCUUGCAGAAAAGAAAAGACACAUUUUGGUGGUCAGAUCUGCUGCCUAUGAGGAUGAGGCUAAGUACACGUUUGAGGCUGAGGACAAGAGGGCAUCUGCCAAACUUGUUAUUCAGGGUAUCCGUCUUGAGUUUGUCAGACCCAUUAAAGAUGUCACCGUUAAAGAACGUGAGACUGCAGAAUUCAGGAUUGAACUCUCUCAUGAGAAGAUUCAAGUCACCUGGUACAAGAAUGAUGUGCGUUUGCAUCCAAGCAAAGUAGUGCACAUGUCUGAGGAUGGGAAGAUCCACACUCUGUCCUUCAAAGAGGUGUCUAUUGAUGACACUUCUCUAAUUAAAGUCGAGGCCCUUGGUAAAAGCUCUGAAGCAAUGCUCACUGUGCUUGAGGGAGAAGCUUACUUCACCACCAAGUUACAGGACUACACAGCAGUUGAGAAGGAUGAAGUUGUGCUGAUGUGCGAAGUGAGCAAAUCAUCUGCUCAGGUGAAAUGGUUGAAAGAUGGCAAGGAAAUCACUCCUUCUAAGAACAUCCUCAUCAAGGCUGAUGGAAAGAAACGUAUCCUGACAGUGAAGAAGGCAGAAAAGGCCAACAUUGGUGAAUAUGUUUGUGACUGCGGCUCUGACAAAACAGCAGCCAAGCUCAACAUUGAAGAACGUGAUAUUAAGAUUGUCCGUCCACUGUAUAGUGUGGAGGUCACAGAGACAGAGACUGCUCGCUUUGAGACAGAAAUCUCUGAGGAGGAUGUUCAUGGUAACUGGAAACUAAAAGGAGAUGCCCUGCACCAGUCUGCCGACUGUGAAAUUAAGGAAGAAGGCACCAAGCACAUGCUUAUCCUUUACAAUGUUCACAUGGAUAUGGCUGGUGGUGUGGACUUCAGUGCUGCUAACGCUAAAUCAAGUGCUCAGCUCAGAGUUAAAGCACGCACAAUUGGCCUCCGGCGACCUCUGCGGGAUGUUACCGUCACUGCUGGAGAGACUGCUACAUUUGACUGUGAGCUCUCAUAUGAAGAUAUUCCAGUUGAAUGGUUUGUUGGCUCAACAAAGAUGGAGCCAAGUGACAGGGUGGUCACCAGAGCAGAAGGAAGACUGCAUUCUCUGACUGUAAGAGAUGUCAAGAUGACAGAGGCUGGGGAAGUGAAACUUACUGCAAAGGACUUUGUGACCCAAGCUACACUUAUUGUGAACGAGCCACCAGCCGAGUUCACCAAGCCUCUGGAAGACCAGACUGUUGAGGAGGAAGCCACGGCCAUUCUGGAGUGUGAACUGUCCAGGGAGAAGGCUGAUGUGAAGUGGUUUAGAGAUGGACAGGAAAUCCGUAAAACCAAGAAGUAUGAAUUGGUGGCUGAGGGACGCAUAAGGAGACUGAUCAUCAAGGACUGUAACCUUGAUGAUUCCAAGACAUACACUUGUGAUGCAAAGGAAUUCAAGACAUCUGCUUUCUUAAACGUUGAACCUCCAUUUGUUGAAUUCACAAAGCCUCUUCAUGAUGUUGAGGUUAAGGAGAAGGAAUCUGCUAAGUUUGAAUGUGAAGUGUCCCGUGAAAGUGCCAAGGUUCGCUGGUUUAAAGAUGGCGCUGAGAUCAGAAAAGGCAAAAAAUAUGAGAUUAUUGCCAAGGGAUUACAGCGUAUUCUCAUCAUCAGCAAGGCAGUAUUUGAUGAUGAAGCAGAAUAUGAAUGUGAUGCUAGGACAUCCAAGUCCUCUGGAAUGCUGACAGUUGUUGAGGAGGAAGCUAGGUUUACAAAAAACCUUUCCAAUGUUGAGGGCACAGAAACCGACAGCAUUAAGAUGAUUUGUGAGGUAUCCAAACCCAGUGCAGAGGUUACAUGGUACAAGGGUGACCAGGAGAUCCCAGAGGGUGGUAGAUAUGAACAUGUUGCAGAUGGGAGAAAGAGAAUUCUCAUCAUACAGGACCUCCGUAUGGAUGAUGCUGGCGAGUACCAGUGCAAACUGCCUGCUUCAGAAACUAAAGGAACUCUAAAGAUCAGUGAAUUGGCAGCUGAGUUCAUUGCCAGACCUCAAAACCAAGAGGCUGUUGAAAAUGAAAAGGCUGAGUUUGUUUGCUCAGUGUCUAAGGAAAAUUAUGAAGUCAAAUGGUUCAAAGGUGACAAAGAAAUUACAACUGAUGAUAAGUAUGAAAUUGUUGUUGAUGGCAAGAGGAGGGCACUCAUUGUCAAAAACUGUGAGCUAAAUGAUGAGGGUGCAUUCACUGCCCACAUUGGCUCUGUAAAGGCUUCAGCAAACUUGGUGGUGAUCGAAAAACUGAGGAUAAUCACUCCCAUCAAGGAUACGCAAGUAAAGGAAGGACAAGAGAUUGUUCUUAAUUGCGAGGUAAACUCAGAGGGAGCUAAAGCCAAAUGGCUAAAGAACAAUGAGACAAUGUUUGAGAGCAGCAAGUUUGUCAUGGUUCAGAGAGACAAUGUGUUCUCUCUGAGAAUAAAAGCUGCAGAAAAGUCAGAUGAAGCCAGCUAUACCAUUACACUGACUAACCAACGCGGAGAGCAGGCCAAGUGUUCUGCUAACGUCAAUGUACUAGAGGAAGCCCUCAAGAUCAUUGAGCCACUAGAGGACUGUGAAAUAGAGGAAAAGAAGACUAUGACUUUCACUUGCAAAGUGAACAGACCUAAUGUGACAGUUCAGUGGAUGAAGGCCGGUCAAGAGAUCACUUUCAGCAAACGCAUUCUGUAUCGUGUGGACAAAGACAAGCACACUUUGACCAUUAAGGACUGCAGCCUUGCAGACGAGGGUGAAUACAGUGUAGUUGCUGGCACGGAUAAGUCCACAGCAGAACUGAUCAUUAGUGAGGCACCCACUGACUUCACCGCUCAGCUCAGAGACCAGACCAUCACUGAAUUUGAGGAUGCCGAAUUCACUUGCAAAGUAUCAAAGGAAAAAGCCCAUGUUAAAUGGUACAGGAACGGACGAGAAAUCAGAGAAGGUCCAAGAUAUCAUAUGAAAAAAGAUGGAAAAGAAUGCAAGCUUGUAAUCAAAGAGUGCAGACCAGAUGAUGAAUGUGAAUAUGCCUGUGGUGUGGAAGACAAAAGGUCAAGGGCACGUCUCUUUGUUGAAGAGAUUCCAGUGGAAAUUAUCAGGCCACCCACAGAUGUAUUUGAUCCUCCAGGAUCAGACAUUGUGUUUGAGGCCGAACUCAAUAAGGACAGAGUUGAGGUCAAAUGGAUGAGGAACAACAUGAUUAUUGUCCAGGGUGACAAAUACCAGAUGAUCAGUGAGGGCAAAGUUCAUAGAUUGCAGGUCUGUGAGAUCAGGCCGCGUGAUCAGGGAGAAUACAGAAUUGUUGCAAAGGAGAAGGAUGCUAGGGCCAAGCUUGAGCUUGCAGCUGUUCCAAAGAUCAAGACUACAGAUCAGAACCUUGUAACAGAUGCUGGAAAGCCUUUUGUCAUGACGGUACCCUAUGAUGCUUAUCCCCGUGCUGAGGCAGAAUGGUUUUACAAUGACAUCAGCCUACCUGGGCAAAACAUUGACACAUCCAGUGAAAGGUCAGAAUACAGGCUGAAAGACCCUAAAAAGUCAGACCAGGGCCGUUAUAAGAUUGUCAUCAAGAACAAACAUGGAACAGGAGAGGCUUUCAUUAAUCUUGAUGUCAUUGAUGUUCCGGGACCUGUGAAGAACCUGCAUGUUGUUGACACUGCUGAUGGUGAAGUAAGCCUUGCUUGGGAAGAACCUGAAAGUGAUGGUGGAAGCAAGAUCUUGGCUUAUGUGGUUGAGAGAAGAGAUGUCAAACGCAAGACCUGGACAAUGGCCACAGACCGUGCCGACAUUCCAGAAUAUUGUGUUGGUGGAUUGCAGAGAGACAGCAUGUAUUUCUUCCGUGUAUUUGCUCGCAAUAGAGUUGGAAAUGGAGAACCUGUUACUACUGAUGAGGCUGUUCAAGCCAAAAACAAAUUUGAUGUGCCUGAUGCGCCUCAGAAGUUUAUGGUUGGAGUUGUCAAUAGGUUUGGUGCCACGGUUUCUUGGGAACCACCACUUUUUGAUGGAGGAUCAGAAAUCACAUCUUAUAUAAUCGAACUACGUGACAGAACCUCUGUGAAAUGGGAGCCUGCUAUGGUAGUGAAAGCUGAAGAUCGCACAGCCACACUCAAUGAUGUUGUUGAAAACAAGGAGUACAUCUUUAGGGUCAGAGCUGAGAACAAAGCUGGAAUUGGCCAGCCAAGUUCUGCCACUGAUCCAGUGAAGAUCAUGGAUCCUAUUGAGAGACCAAGUCCACCUCUGAACUUCAACUACACAAAUCAGACCAAAGACUCAGUACAGCUGUCAUGGGAAACACCUAUCAGCAAUGGAGGCAGUAUGAUUACAGGCUACAUCAUUGAGAAGUGUGAAGAAGGUUCUGACAAGUGGCUGAGAUGUAACGCCAGGCUUUGUCCUGACCUUUACUACAGGGUUUCUGGACUGAAGUUUGGUCAGAAGUAUCACUACAGAGUAUGUGCAGAAAAUGCUGCUGGCGUUUCCGAUCCAGCUGAUGCAAUUGGGCCACUUUUGGCUGAUGAUCCUCAUGUGGGUCCCACCAUGGACCUCAGUGGGUUCAAGAAUGGUCUGGAGGUCAUUGUUCCCAGUGCUCUUGUCAUACGAGUUCCCAUUACGGGAUAUCCUGUGCCAAAACCAAAGUGGACAUUUGGUGACAAAGAGCUCACUGCGGGUGACCGUGUUUCCAUGGUUACAAAGCCUACAUACACCGAACUAGUUGUUGCUCCAAGUGUGCGUCCAGACAAAGGAACGUACACAUUACAAUUGGAGAAUGAUGUGACAUCUGUUUCUGGAGAGAUCGAAGUCAAUGUUAUUGCAUGUCCAAGUGCACCCAAAGACUUCAAAGUUGCAGAGGUGACUAGACAUCAUGUGCAUCUAAUGUGGGAAGCACCAGAUCAUGAUGGAGGCAGCCCUGUAAGUGGGUACAAUAUUGAGAAAAGAGAGGUUUCCCGCAAGACCUGGGUUAAGGUGAUGUCAGGUGUACAGGACCUUGAGUACACCGUCACAGAUGUCAUUGAGGGCAAGGAGUACCUGUUUAGUGUUAUUGCUUGCAACAAAUGUGGACCAGGAGAGCCAGCAUACAUUGAUGAACCUGUAAAUGUGUCCUCCCCAGCCACUGUUCCUGACCCUCCUGAGAACCUAAAAUGGAGAGACAAAUCAGCAAAGAGCAUUUUCUUGCUCUGGGAACCUCCAAGAUAUGAUGGUGGCACUGCUGUGAAGGGCUACAUUGUUGAUAAAUGCCAGCGUGGCACUGACAAAUGGGAAGCCUGUGGAGAUCCCAUACCUGAACUUAAGUUCCAGGUGACUGGUCUUACUGAAGGUCAGUGGUAUGCCUACCGUGUAAGAGCAGUGAACAGACUUGGGGCCAGCCGACCAUGCAAGGCUACAGAUGAGAUCCUGGCUGUAGAUCCUAAAGAGCCACCAGAAAUCCAGUUGGAUGUAAAGCUUCUAGCAGGCUUAACAGCUAGGGCUGGCACUAAGAUUGACCUACCCGCUGAUGUGCUUGGCAAGCCAGAUCCAAGAGUAAAAUGGACAAAGGCUGACCUUGUCCUGAAACCAGAUGAUAAGAUUACCAUCGACACAAAACCUGGCCAUUCCACACUUUCCAUUGCAAACACAACCAGAUCUGACACAGCCACUUAUAUCAUUGAGGCAGUCAACACCAGUGGCCGUGCCACUGCAACUGUUGAUGUCAACAUUCUUGACAAACCUGGCCCGCCCGCUGCUUUUGAUAUCUCUGAAAUCACCAAUGAAUCCUGCUGUCUGGCCUGGAAUGCCCCCAGAGAUGAUGGUGGCUCACCAGUAACCAAUUACAUUGUGGAGAUGAGACCCACAGAUAAAGAAGAGUGGCAGAAACUGUCUGCUACAAUCAAACAAACUGUUUUCAAAGCCUCCAAACUCACUCCCAUGAAGGAGUAUGUCUUUAGAGUAUCUGCUGAAAACCAGUAUGGCAUUGGGACUCCUGCAGAGCAUGUGCCUAUUGUUGCAAAGUAUUCAUUUGAUACACCUGGGGCACCAACUAGAGUUCAGCCUUCUGAUAUUACAAAGGAUGCCGUAACUCUGACUUGGUAUGAGCCUGAUGAAGAUGGUGGAAGCCCCAUCACUGGUUACUGGGUUGAGAGGUUUGAUCCGGAAACUGACAAAUGGAUCAGGUGUAACAAACUGCCAAUAAAGGAUGCAUCAUACAGGGUGAAAGGCUUACCAACAAAGAAGAAGUACAAGUUCCGUGUUUUGGCUGAGAAUCUUGCAGGACCAGGAAAGCCUAGUGCUGAGACUGACCCGGUUUUGAUUAAGGACCCAAUUGAUCCUCCCUGGGCUCCAGGGAAACCAUUCAUCAAAGACAUUGCCAAGACUUCAGCAGACCUGCAAUGGACCAGGCCAGAGCAUGAUGGUGGGGCUAAGAUUGAGUCCUACAUAAUUGAGCUUCAAAAGACUGGAACUGAGGAAUGGGUUCGUGUAGCUGACGAUGUGCCAGCAACAGAGCAUUUAUUGAAGGGUCUGAUGGAAAAGCAGGAGUAUUCUUUCAGAGUCAAGGCCAUCAAUGUUGCUGGAGAGAGUGAACCCAGUGAACCAAGUGACCCUGUUGUCUGCAAAGAGAGACUCUAUCCUCCAAAUGCCCCACGUUGGCUUGAGGUGGUUAACAUUACUAAAAUCAACUGUGACCUAAAAUGGACUGAACCAGAUAGUGAUGGUGGCUCUCCAGUUACCAACUAUGUUGUUGAGAAGAGAGAUGUCAGACGCAGAGCUUGGCAGAGUGUGGAUACCACAGUGAAAGAUAUGAAGUAUACUGUCGCUCCACUGAAUGAAGGCUCUCUUUAUGUGUUCCGUGUUGCUGCUGAGAAUGCAGCUGGUGUAAGCGAGUUCUGUGAACUAGAGGACUCUGUUUUGGCCAAGGACACUUUCACAACCCCUGGACCACCCUACGCUUUGACUGUUGUUGAGGUGUCCAAGAGACAUGUUGACCUGAAAUGGGAGCCACCCAGCAGUGAUGGCGGAAGACCCAUAACCAAGUAUGUUAUUGAGAAGAAAGAGAAACUAGGCACACGCUGGGUAAAGUCUGGUAAGACAUCUGGCCCUGAAUGCAAGUACAAGGUGACUGAUGUUGAUGAAGGCUCUGAGGUACAGUUCCAGGUCCGUGCUGAGAAUGAAGCAGGAGUUGGUGACCCAAGUGAACCAACUGUUAUCAUGACCAUUGAGGAUCCCAUAAGUCCACCUUCUCCUCCACUUGAAGUCAAGAUUGUUGAUGCAAGCAGAGAGCACAUAAACAUUACGUGGAAAGCUCCAGAAAAGAAUGGCGGAUGUCCAGUCACAGGCUACCAUGUAGAGCUGUCUGAAGCUGGAACUGAGAAGUGGAUGAGAAUUAAUGCUCGUCCUAUCAAAGAGCUCAGGUUUAGGGCUGAGGAAGGCAUCAUUCCUGAGAAAAAAUAUGUUCUUAGAGUUCGUGCUAUCAAUGCUGUUGGAGUCAGUGAUCCCUCUGAAAUUUCAGAUGGUGUCUUUGCCAAAGACCCUGACUGUGCACCAACCAUGGAUAUCCAGACCCAAGAUAUUGUAAUUGUUGAAGGUGAGAAGAUGGACAUAAAAAUCCCAUACAGAGCAAUACCAAAACCAUCAAUGGUCUGGAAAAAGGGUGACACUGAAUUAAAAUCUGAAGACAGAUUGACAUUGACAUGUGAACUCAAUCGUGUUCACCUGGAGCUUCUCAAGUGUAAACACGAAGAUGCUGGCGUGUACACUGUUACUCUUGAGAACAGUUUGGGAUCAAUAACUGGCACAAUCAAUGCAAAAGUGAUUGGCCUGCCUGAACAAUGUAAGGACAUCUCCUCCAGUGAAGUCACCAAGAACUCUUGCAAGGUCUCAUGGGAGCCUCCAGAAAAUGAUGGGGGUAGCCCAAUCUUGCACUAUGUUUUAGAGCGCAGGGAAGCUCAGAAGAAGACAUUUUUGCCUGUGAUGUCUGGUGACAAUGUUUUAAGUUUUGUGGUCAAAGAUCUUAUGCUCAAUGGUGAAUAUUACUUUAGAGUAAAGGCUGUUAACAAGAUUGGUAGUGGCGAGUUUCUUGAACUCCGUAAUCCUGUCAUAACAGAAGAACAAAAACAACGCCCAGACCCACCAGUUGAGGUUGAAGGACACAAUCCCACCUCAACUUCAAUCACUGUUACUUGGAUGGCCCCAUCGUAUGAUGGUGGUUGUCCAAUCACAGGGUAUAUUCUUGAGAAGAUUGAAAAAGAUGGUGACAGAUUUGAAAGAUGUGUUCCAAAUCUGGUACCUGGUUUCUCCUACACUGUCACUGGCUUGACAGAAGGAAAGGAAUACCAGUUCCGUGUCCGUGCAGAGAAUAUUGCAGGAGCAAGUGACCCAUCUCGCAGUACACCAUUGAUUAAGGCUGCUGAUCCUGUUGAACCACCAAAAGUAUCACUCAAUGCCCGUAUUGCAUCUGGCCUCAGUAUUAAAAAAGGCGAAGAGAUUAGAUUGGAUGCUUACAUUUCUGGAUCUCCCUACCCAACUAUUACAUGGCUCAGAAAUGAUGAGAAUGUGAGGCAGCCGCCAGCUAAAAAGAAACCAGAAAUUGUGAAAAAGAAGAAAAAGAAGUCUGUUCAGCCUGAACCUGAAGAAGAAUUUCAUCCACCACUUUUAGAUCGCUUGUCAUUCGACCAGAGCAAAAAGGAUGAAACUGCUCUGAUGGUGCGUGAUGCCAUUAGAACAGAUCAUGGAAUGUUCACUAUUAGACUUGAGAAUCCCCAUGGUGUUGCAACAGCAUCAUGUGAAGUCAAUGUUCUUGAUAAGCCUGGUCCCCCUGUUAACUUUGCAUUUGAUGAGAUCAGGAACACAUCUGUUGUUUGCUUGUGGGAUGCACCUCUUGAUGAUGGUGGCAGUGAGAUCAUCAACUACAUACUGGAAAAGAAAGACAACACUACUGAUGACAUUGGUUGGGUAACUGUGACCUCAACACACAAGGGAUACAAUUACCCUGUAACCAAGCUUAUUGAAGGAAAGGAGUACAUCUUCAGAGUCACAGCUGAAAACAAGUUUGGAUGUGGACAUCCAUGCUACUCUGAACCACUUAUUGCAAAGAAUCAAUUUGAACCACCUGAUGCUCCCAACAUGCCAAGAAUUGGAGAGGUCACCUCCAGCACAGUUGCUCUCAGCUGGCAUGAGCCAAAGGACAAUGGUAGCCCUAUCUUGGGCUAUUGGGUUGAGAGACGUGAAGUCAACAGCAAAUACUGGACCAGAGUGAACAACAAUCUUCUUAAUUCACUGUCAGUUAAGGCUGAGGGUCUUAUGGAAGGCCUUGUUUACGUUUUCAGGGUCUGUGCCGAAAAUCUUGCUGGCCCAGGAGAAUUCAGUCCACCAACUGACCCUCAGACCGCAAUGGAUGCAAUUUUGCCUCCUGGCCCUCCUGUACCAAAAAUUGUUGAUGUCACAAAUACAACAAUUGAUAUCAGCUGGGUACCCCCAUUGUACAAUGGCGGUGGAGAAAUUCUUGGAUAUCAUGUUGAGCGCUGCCUAGUUGGAGAGAAGGACUGGGUCCGCUGUACUGAGUUUAGGUGCAAAGACCGCAAAUACACAGUGACUGGACUGACGGAGGGAGCUGACUAUUACCUUCGUGUGUAUGCUGUAAAUGAAGCAGGCCAUGGAGCACCAGGCAUGACUGAACCUGUGCAGGCCAAAGAGCCAGAAGAGGCCCCAGGCAUUGAGUUUGAUGUCUCUGUAAGGAAUGGAGUCAUCAUUAGAGCUGGAGAAACAUUGCGUCUCCCUGCUGUUGUUACUGGACGCCCUGUACCAGAAGUUAAGUGGGCAAAGGAUGAUGCAGAGCCAGACAAGGAACACACAGUUAUUGAGACAGAAGGAAAAAACAACAGUUUAACCAUCAAAAAUGCUUUGAGAACUGACCAUGGCAUAUACCAGAUCACAGGUACCAACCCCAGCGGAACCAAGUCUGCAUCCGUUAAGGUGGAUGUGAUGGAUGUUCCCGGACCAGUGGUUGAUCUUAAGACAGUUCAUGUGACCAAGAAAAUGAUUUCACUCACCUGGUCAGAUCCUCUGGAUAAUGGUGGAAGUGACAUCAUGGGCUAUGUUGUUGAACGAAAAGAUGCAAAAAUGCACAUUUACAGACAACCCUUAGAAGUUGCUGCUUGCAAAUGUGACAUUGUUGGUCUUCUUGAUGGAGAAGAAUAUAUGUUCCGUGUAGUCGCAAGGAACAAAUAUGGCCUUGGUGCUCCUGUUGAACUUGGACCUGUUUUAGCAGUGGAUCCUAAAGGAGUUCCAUCUGCCCCAGAGAAAUUGCACUAUAAGGAAAGGACCAAGAGCACUAUUACUUUAACUUGGGAACCUCCUCGUAGUGAUGGUGGUUCUCCAAUCAGAGGCUACUAUAUUGAAAAGAUGAGACAAGACAGCAAUGAAUAUGAUGUUGCCAAUCGCCAACUCUGCAAAGACCUUACCAUCACUCUGGAAAAUUUGUCUGAGAAUAUGAUGUAUGACUUCAGAGUCAAAGCUGUCAAUGAAGUUGGAGAUGGAGAACCAUCCAAACCAAUCAGUGCCAAUAUUCAGGAUGAUGAACUUAUACCAACUGUUAAAUGGUUGAAAUUCUUUAAGAGUGAUGCUAUUAUUGUCAAGAAGGGAGCAGCUAUUGAAAUUCCUGGUGAAAUCGUUGGCCUACCCUUGCCUACCUUUGAGUGGACAAAGAAUGGAGAAGUUAUCGACCAACCUACUGAGACAAUGACACUGGAAUCAGAAGAGAUUAACAGGCAAACUAUUAAUACCAAAAUUGGUAUUCCUGAAACUGUAAGAAAAGACACAGGCAUUUACAAGUUAACUGCCACAAAUACCCGUGGAGUAGGUCAACGCACAAUCCGAGUGGACAUCUUGGAUCGCCCAUUGCCGCCAAGAAACAUUGUGGUGUCUGACAUCAAAGCUGAGUCCUGCUACCUUACCUGGGAUGCCCCAGAGGACAAUGGUGGAAGCGACCUCACUAACUACAUCAUUGAGAAGAGAGAUGCCAGCAAAAAGAAGUCUGACUGGGAACAGCUGACAUGCUGCAUCAUAGACAGACGUUAUGGGGUGUACAAGUUGGAGGCCUAUGGUACCUACCAGUUCCAGAUCAAAGCUGAGAACAAGUAUGGGGUCAGUGAUGGAUGUGAAUCCGAAAAGGUUGUACUCAAAGAUCCAUUUGGUCUUCCUGGGCCACCCCAGAGGCCAAGGAUUAUUAGUCACACUCGCUCAUCUAUGUUGGUCGCUUGGGAUCCCCCAAAAGACAAUGGUGGCUCAACUAUUCAAGGCUACUGGCUUGAAAAGAGAGAGAGAGGAGCUGUAUACUGGAGCCGUGUUAACAGGGCUCCAGUAACAAAACCAGCAGUCAGGGGCCUGGAAUACAAUGUUCUCCACCUUAUUGAGGGUUCUGAGUACAAGUUCCGUGUGAUGGCUCAGAAUGCAGCUGGUGUUGGACCUCCAAGUGAAGCAACAGAGUGUGUGUUUGCGCUUGAUCCAAGAAAACCACCAAGCCAACCACCAGCACCUGAAGUAACAGACAAAACCACAAGCAGUGUGAGCCUUUCUUGGACCCCACCUGAAAAAGAUGGAGGAAGUCCAAUAAAGGGUUACAUGGUUGAAGUUCAGGAUGAAGGUUCACUUGAGUGGAGAAGGAUCAAUACACCUGAUAAGCUGAUCCUAACCAAUUCAUACACUGUGUCAGGGCUUAAAGAGAAUAAGAAAUGCAGGUUCAGGAUUGUUGCUGUCAAUGCUGCUGGUGAAUCUGAGCCAAGUCCCAGAACUGCCGAUACAAUUGUUCAAGAUAUUCUGGAGGAACCUGUUAUUACCAUGGAUGUCACGGCUAAUGAGCUUCUCAAUUGUCGCGCUGGAACGACCAUCAAGAUUCCAGCCACCAUCUCAGGCAAACCUAUUCCAAAUGUUACAUGGGACUUUGAUGGAACUGCCCCAACAGAGAAAAAGAAUGAACGUCAUACUUUGCCAGAGGAUUCAGAAAUAUCAUCCAGCGAUACAACAUCAGUAGUGAUAAUCCCUGAAUGUAAAUUAAACCACUCUGGGCGAUACAUCAUCACUGCCAAUAACCAGGGUGGCACCAAAAUCGUUAAAGUGCGCGUGAAUGUACUUGAUUUGCCUGGAGCUCCCAAAGAUGUCAAAAUCAGUGACAUCACACGUGGAACAUGUAGACUAAGCUGGAAGCCACCAGACUGUGAUGGAGGUGACAGAAUCAAGAGUUACUUUAUUGAGAAAAAAACUGUUGAAGGAAAGGCUUGGACAAAGGUCAACCCAACUUGCGCAACACAGUCCUUAGUUGUGCCAGACCUCAUUGAAGGACAAGAAUACUUGUUCCGUAUAAGAGCUGAGAAUUGCUUUGGUUUGGGACCUCAUAUCACAACCAUUCAGCAGACUAAAGCCAGAGAUCCUAUUCAUCCUCCUGAUCCUCCUACAAGAGUCAAAAUAAUUGAUGUGUCCAAGGGCAUUGUGACUCUGACAUGGAAGCCACCAAAGAAUGAUGGCGGUGCACCUGUAACUCACUACAACAUUGAGCGUCUAUGGUGGGACAGCAGUGGAAACCAGCAAGAGUCCUGGAGACAGUGUAACCGCCGAGAUGUUGAUGCCACCACAUUCAAAGUAGAAGAUCUCCACCAGGGUGCUGAAUAUGAAUUCCGUGUUAAGGCUGUGAAUGAGGCUGGUGCCAGUAGACCCUCCUCCACAGCAGGACCCAUUAUUAUUAAGGACCAGAACAGGGUACCUGUUAUUGAGCUUCCAGAAUUCAUGGAGGUUGAACAGGGUGCAGAUAUUCAUAUUGUUGCUAAGAUUAAGGGCUGUCCAUUUCCGACACUCUCAUGGCAGAAGGCUCCUCCUCACAAAAGUGAAAACAGGAUUGAUGUUGAGUAUGAUGAGCACAUCAACAAACUUGUUUCUGACGAUAGCUGCACACUGCUAAUUCAGCAGGGCAAACGGUCAGAUACUGGCCUCUACACUCUUACUGCCAGCAAUAGCCUUGGCACCAUUUCCAAGGAAAUGAGGCUUAAUGUUUUAGGGCGUCCUGGGGCUCCAUCUGCACCCAUAAAAUUUGAGGAAAUUCGUGCUGAACAGAUAACGCUGUCAUGGCUGCCUCCUAAGGAUGAUGGUGGCUCCAAAAUUACAAACUACACUAUUGAGAGACGUGUUGCCAACAGGAAGACUUGGAUACCUGUUACUAGUGAACCCAAAGAGAGGAUGUUCACGGUCGAAAAUCUGAUGCCAGGCCAUGAGUACAUUUUCAGGAUUAGGGCUCAAAACAAAUAUGGCGUUGGUGAUCCUCUUGAUAGUGAACCUGAAGUAGCCAGAGAUGUGUUCAUGCCACCUGGCCAAUGUGACAAGCCAACACUUUCUAGCGUCACAAUAGACUCCAUGACUGUAAAUUGGGAAGAACCAGACUCAGAUGGAGGCACUCCAAUUACAGGCUACUGGCUUGAGCGUAAAGAAACCACAUCUAAACGUUGGAGCAGAGUAACCCGUGAUCCAGUCAGGCCCAUGCCACUUGGUAUAUCACACAGAGUAACAGGGCUCAUUGAGGGAUCUCAGUAUUUGUUUCGCGUGAUAGCAAUAAAUGCUGCAGGAUGUGGACCUCCAAGUGAGCCAUCUGAGCCAACAUUUGCUAGAGAUCCAAUAGCUCCUCCUUCACCACCAACCCCAAAAGUCACAGACUGGACUAAGACUACAGCAGACUUGGAAUGGAUACCACCUUUAAAGGAUGGAGGUUCAAAGAUAAUGGGCUACCAUGUUGAAUACAAGGAAGAGGGCACAGAAGCAUGGAUCAAGGCCAAAGACAAAGAAGUUAGAGGAACUAAAUUUGUGGUCACAGGACUGAAAGAGAAUGCAUUUUUUAAAUUUAGAGUUUUGGCAUUCAAUGCUGCAGGUCUGAGUGAACCAGGUGAAGUUGCUGAUGCUCUUGAAAUGAAGGACCGGAUAAUUUUGCCAGUCCUUGAGCUGGACAUAUCAGUAAAGGAGAAGAUGGUUAUUCAUGCAGGAGGUGUUAUUCGUAUCAUUGCGUAUGUAUCAGGCCAACCUCCACCUGUGAUAACAUGGAGCAGAGAUGGGUAUCCAGUCCCAUCAGAGGCUGUUAUUGAAACCACAUCAAUCAGCUGUUCCAUGGUGAUGAAAGAUUGCACUAGGGCACAGCGAGGAGUAUAUACAAUAACAGCCAAGAAUGAUGGAGGAGAAGUGAAGAAGUCUGUUAUUGUUGAUGUUCUUGAUAUCCCUGGUCCAGUGGGGGCACCAUUUACAGCAGAAAACCUUACAAGUGAUUCAUGCAAACUGAACUGGUUUUUCCCUGAUGAUGAUGGUGGAUCUGCUAUCUCCAACUACAAAAUUGAGAAACGUGAAGUCGAUCGCAAGGCUUGGACAUCUUGCUCCUAUACAGCUGGCAGACAAAAUGCUAUAGUAAAUAAUCUGGUGCUUAAAAAGGCAUAUUUUUUCAGAGUUGCAGCUGAAAAUGCAAUUGGAGUAGGUCCUUUCUGCCAAACAGCAUGUGAAAUUGUGAUUAAGGAUCGUAUUAAUGUUCCAGAACGGCCAGAAGAUCUUGAGGUGACUGCCAUCACCAAAGACUAUAUCAGUGUGACAUGGAAGCCACCUAAGUAUGAUGGAGGGUCUGAAGUGAUAUCCUAUAUUCUUGAGGCUCGCAUGAUUGGCAAAGACAAAUUUGUGAGACUGACCAAAGAUACGCUGAUGGAUAGAAAAUAUACUUAUGAUGGCCUUCGUGAAGGUGACACAUAUGAGUUCCGUGUCAGUGCAGUGAAUGAAGUUGGUCCAGGCAAACCAUCUUUCUCCACUAAGCCAAUUACAUGUAAAGAUGAACUUGAGCCCCCGACAAUUGAGCUGGACUUCCGUGAUAAGGUUGUCUUUCGUGUUGGUGAAAGCUGUGCACUCCAGGGACGGUAUACUGGAAAACCAGCACCAUCUGUCACCUGGUCAAGAGAUGAUAAGGAACUAAAAGCAGAUGACCACAUCAAGUUCAAAAAUACUACUACCACAAUGUGCCUGGGUAUUAUUAAAGCUCAGCGUGGACACAGUGGCAAGUACUGUGUGACAGUUGAAAACUGUACUGGUGCUCGUAAAGGCAUCUGUAAUGUCACAGUUGCAGAUCGUCCAUUGCCUCCAGAGGGCCCAGUUGUAUUUGAGGAAGUUCAUAGAGAUCAUAUGGUUAUUUCCUGGAAGCCCCCUCUUGAUGAUGGUGGAUGUGAAAUUUCUAACUACAUCAUUGAGAAGAGAGAUGUAAACAGGGACAUGUGGACAACUGUAACAUCUGCCACCACAAAAACCCACUGCAAAGUACCUAAACUUGUAGAGGGUCGUGAAUACAUCAUGAGAAUUAGUGCUGAGAACAUGUAUGGCAUAAGUGACCCACUGGAAUCAGAGGAGAUGAAAGCUAAAGAUCUAUUCAGGGUACCUGAGGCCCCUGAGCCACCCACUGUAAAAGACGUCUUCCAUGAUUCAGCACUGGUAAUUUGGAACCGUCCUCGUGAUGGUGGGAAGCCUAUCACAAACUAUAUAUUGGAGAGGAAGGAGCCCUCAGCUAAGAGAUGGUCUCGUGCAACCAGAGAUCCAAUCUACCCUGCUACACAGUAUAGGGUACAAGACCUCGUUGAAGGCUGUGAAUAUGAAUUCCGUGUAAUGGCAGAGAAUGAAAUUGGCACUGGAGAUCCUAGCCCACCCAGUAAACCUGUUCUUGCUAAGGAUCCCAUUGUUCAGCCAAGCCCACCUGUUUUGCCUGAAGCUGUUGACAAGACUAAAGAUUCUGUAAGUCUGUCAUGGCGUGUUCCUCGCCAUGAUGGUAAAGGAAAAAUAUUUGGUUACUUAAUUGAGUAUCAGAAGCCCGGUGCAAUCGAAUGGAUCCAGGCAAAUGAAACUCCUGAAUCAUGCCCAGACACCAAGUUUGUUGUGACAAAUUUACCAGAUGGUGGAGAACUUCUAUUCAGAAUUAUGGCUGUGAAUGCAUCUGGAAAAUCUGAGCCUGCUUAUGUCAAGGAUCCAGUGAAGGUUCACGACAGACUUGAGGAGCCAGAGUUGCUGUUAGAUGCCAAUAUGGCACGUGACCACCUUGCCAUGGUUGGGACAGACAUCACACUUAGUGCCAAAUUUAAGGGCAUGCCAAUUCCAACUGUCUCUUGGAAAAAGAAUGAUGGUGAUGUUCCUGCUCAUUGUCUUACUGAGGUCACAGCAAGUGGAAGCAAACUUCACAUUAAGAAGUGUACCCGUGCUGACUCUGGCAAUUAUACAAUCACUGUCCAAAAUGCAGCUGGAACGAAAUCUGCUACAUGCACUGUUCUUGCUCUUGAUAAACCUGGACCACCAAGGAAUUUUAAAAUCUCUGAAGUCACAAGUGAGUCAGCUUACCUGACAUGGCAAAAGCCAGAAGAUGAUGGUGGUGCCGUGAUCUCCCACUAUGUUGUGCAGAAGAAAGAUGUAGCAGCUGAGAACUGGGUUCCAGUUUGUGCUGCAUGUAAAAAGAUUAGCCUUAUGGCUCAAUAUCUGAUGGAGGGAAUUCAGUAUCUUUUCAGAGUUGCAGCUGAGAAUCAGUUUGGCAGGAGUGCAUUUGUUGAAACCACCAAACCUAUCAAGGCCAUUGAUCCACUUUAUCCUCCUGGUCCACCGAAGAAUCUGCAUCAUGUGGAUGCAGACAAAACUGAAGUAUGGCUUCAGUGGGAGUGGCCUGAUCGCACAGGUGGAAGUGAGAUCACUGGAUUUAUUGUUGAGCAUCAAGAAGAAGGUUCCACCGAUUGGGUGACCUUCAAGACUGUCAGCAAUCCUCUGUGCCAUGUUACUGGACUUGUGGAGGGUAAAACAUACAGAUUCCGUGUAAAAUCACAAAAUGCAAUUGGCAUUAGCCGACCAGACACCAGUGUGCCAAUUACUUGUCAGGAAAAAACAUUGGCUCCAACUAUUGAAGUUGAUGUGAAGCUUAUUGAGGGUCUUGUGGUGAAAGCUGGCAGUACAAUCGUCCUCCCAGCGGUUAUGCAAGGAAUUCCAACUCCAACAGCCAAGUGGCAAAGUGAAGGAAAUGAGCUUAAAACUGAGGGCAAAUUUAAGAUUGUUACUGAAGGAAAUUCAACUGUAUUGACUAUUAGUGAAUGUGUCAGAACUGACAGCGGAGAGUAUGGUCUUACUGUGGUAAACCCUGCUGGAAGCAAGUCUGUUGCUCUACAUGUUACAGUCCUUGAUGUUCCAUCUGCUCCAGUUGGUCCCAUAAAUAUCCUUGAGGUUACACCUGAUCAUAUGAUAAUCCAGUGGAGGGCGCCAAAAGAUGAUGGUGGCACUCCUUUGAUGAACUAUAUUGUAGAGAAGAAGGAUGUCAAGAAGCCUUGGGAGCCGUGGUCAGUUGUGAGUUCUGGAAGUGCAAGCACAAAGGCCAAAGUCCCACGUUUGGAGAAGGGACGUGAAUAUAUUGUACGUGUACGUGCUGAGAAUAAAAUUGGCAUUGGUGCUGGUCUUGAAAGUCCUCCAACUAUUGCGAAGCAUAUGUUUGAUCCACCAGGUCCUCCUGGCCAACCAACAUGUUCUGACAUAACAGAAAAUGCUGUAACAGUGUCAUGGACUGAACCAGAAACUGAUGGUGGAAGCCCUGUGAGUGGCUACAUUGUUGAGCGCAGGGAGAUGACUGGUAAAUGGAUUCGUGUCAAUAAAACACCAGUCUUGGAUGUAAGAUACAGGGUCUGUGGUUUGUUUGAGGGCAAUAGCUAUGAAUUCAGAAUCUUUGCUGAAAAUGUUGCUGGUGUAAGUGAGCCUUCAUAUCCAUCAGACCCAAUAAAAGCUAAACGUCCAAUUACUCCUCCAGGGCCUCCAAGUAACAUUAAACUAAAAGACUGGAGCAAGUCAUAUGCAGAUUUGGUAUGGACCAAACCUUCCAGAGACGGUGGCAGCCCCAUCCUAGGCUAUGUUGUUGAAUGUCAGAAAUCAGGUUCUGCACAGUGGGAUAGAAUAAACAAGGAUCUUAUCAAGUUUUGUGCAUUUAGAGUGCCUGGACUUAGCGAAGGCACAGAGUACAGAUUUCGUAUUAGAGCCUCAAACAAGGUUGGAGAUGGCGAGCCAAGAGAACUCACAGAAACUGUGCUUGCCAAAGACAUUCUCGUUCCCCCUGAUGUGACUGUUGAUGUUGCUUGCCGUGACCUUCUAACAGUUAGAGCAGGGCAAAUCAUCAACCUUGUAACCCGUGUUAAGGGCAGACCUGACCCUGAAAUCACUUGGACUAAAGAUGCAAGAGUUGUAGGGAGAGACAAACGCACUGAGAUGAAUAAUAACUUCCCUCUUGUUGAGCUGGUAAUUCAGGAAGCUGUUAGAGCUGAUUACGGAAAAUAUGCAAUUCAAGCAAAGAAUAGCAGUGGUCAAGCACAAGCUACAAUUAUUGUCAAUGUUCUUGAUAUUCCAGGAGCCUGUCAGAAUUUGAAAGUUGCUUAUGUGACUAAAGACUCGUGUAUGGUUUCUUGGGAAAAUCCAGAGGAUAACGGUGGCACUGAAAUUACUAAUUAUAUAAUUGAGUGCAGACAACCAAGUCAAAGAGGAUGGACUGUUGUGUCUUCUGACUGUACCAAACGACUUCUCAAAGCUCCACUUGUCCAGAAUUGUGAAUAUUUCUUCCGUGUGAGUGCAGAGAAUAAAAUUGGAGCUGGUCCACCAACAGAGACAAAAGCACCAGUCCUUGCUGUUGAUCCAGUUGAGAAACCUGGUGAGCCAGAGAACUUCCAAAUCGCUGAAAUAGGCAAGACAUUUGUGUUUCUCAAGUGGAAGAAACCAGAAUAUGAUGGUGGUAGUCGCAAUCUUGCUUACCAUAUUGAAAAGAAGCCUAAAGAAGCAGAUGAAUGGGAAAGAUUACACAAAGGUGCUAUAAAGGAAACAUUUUUCAUGGCUGACAGAUGCAUUGAGAACCAAAUUUAUCAAUUUAGAGUUCAAACGAAGAAUGAGGGAGGAGAGAGUAACUGGGUGACAACAGCUGAAGUUCUCGUAAAAGAGGAACUUGUACAGCCAGAGCUCAAAGUCAAACUGGAGGGUGUUCUUGUUGUUAAAGCUGGAGAUGCUGUUCCAAUAGAGGCAGAUCUUAUAGGUAAACCUCAGCCCGAUAUAAAAUGGUCUAAAGAGGGAGACAAUGCAGAUAUCAUGAAAAGCCCACGAAUACAAAUUGAAACUGGCACCAAUUUCACAAAGUUCCUGCUUACAAAUUCAAGACGCAGAGAUACCGGAAAAUACAUUAUUACUGCAACAAAUGCUGCUGGAACCUGCUCUGCUGAGGCCAAGGUGAAUGUUCUUGACAGACCAGGUCCUAUAAGAGACCUGAAAGUGUCAGACAUUUCUGUAGACAGAUGCAAGCUUACAUGGGAGAUACCAGAGGAUGAUGGUGGUUGUGAAAUCUAUAACUACAUCAUAGAAAAAUGUGAGACAAAGAGAGGUGUAUGGUCAAUUCAUUCAGCAGCUAUUAUUACCAAUUCAGCUAAAGUUACUCGCCUAAUUGAAGGAAAUGAAUACAUCUUCCGAGUAAGAGCUGAGAACAAGAUGGGUGCUGGUCCUGCUGUUGAAACUGAGUCCAUUGUUGCAAGGACACAGUUCAGCAGACCAGGUGCACCUGAUGCUCCAGAAGUUACCAAAAUUACAAAAGAUGAAAUGGUUGUUAUGUGGUGUUCUCCUGAUAAUGAUGGUGGAAAACCUAUAACUGGUUAUAUUCUCGAGAAAAAAGAAGAGCAUGCCAUUCGGUGGGCCCCUGUUGUUAAGUCCCCAAUUGCAGGAACACAGAUGACUGUUACAGGUUUACUGCCUAAUCAUGAAUACCAGUUCCGUGUCAAAGCUGAAAAUGAAAUUGGAGUUGGAGAUGCAAGCAAGCCAUCCAGAUCAUUCACUGCAAGAGAUCCAGUUGAGCCUCCUGGUCCUGUUAGCAACUUAAAGGUGGCUGACAGCUCAAAGACAUCAAUUACUCUUGCAUGGACAAAGCCUUCAUAUGAUGGAGGUGCUCCUCUUAUUGGAUAUGUUGUUGAGCUAAGAGUAAAGGGAACAGGCAAAAAGGGGGAUGAAGGCUGGAAAAGGUGCAAUGUUGCUGCCCAGUUGAUCGGAACAGAAUUCACUGUCUCAAGCCUGGAUGAGAAGCUUGAAUAUGAAUUCCGUGUUUCUGCCCAAAAUCAGGUUGGCUUGAGUCAGCCAACUAACCUUGGGGCAGUUGUGACACCAAGGGAAGUCUUGGAGGCCCCUGAGAUUGAUUUGGAUGCAGAACUGAAGAAAGGUGUGACUAUUAGAGCUGGCUGCCCAAUUAGAUUAGUUGCAACAAUUAGAGGCAGACCCGCUCCCAAGGUCUUAUGGAGGAGGAUGGGCAAAGAUAACGUUGUUCAGAAGGGCCAUGUUGAUCUCAUUGAUACCAUGACAUUCCUUGUUAUCUCUGAAACCACUCGUGAUGAUUCAGGCAAAUAUUCAUUGACUGUAUCCAGUCCAGCUGGAGAGAAGGCAGUGUUUGUGAAUGUCAAAGUUCUUGAUACGCCUGGACCUGUUGUUGGUCUCGAGGUUGCUGACAUCACAAUGUCAUCUUGCAAUCUCACAUGGUCUCCACCUGAAAAUGAUGGUGGCAGUAACAUCACUCAUUACAUCGUUGAAAAACGAGAAAUAGAUCGCAAGACAUGGGCAACAGUCAAAGCUAAUGUUGAUAACACCACAUUUAAAGUUACCAAUCUCGUCCCAGGAACAGAGUAUUACUUCAGGAUCAUUGCUGUAAAUGAGUAUGGUUCUGGGGUCCCAAAGGUUACAGCAAAAUCCUAUCUGGCCUCUGAUCCUAUUAGCAAGCCUGACCCACCACAAAAGGUUGAUGUUCUGGAGAUUACAAAGAACAGUGCAACCGUGGGAUGGGUGAAACCAAUGCGUGAUGGUGGAGCUAAAAUUGAUGGCUAUAUUAUUGACUAUCUUGAGCUUCCGAUGCCUAAACCUCCCAAGACACCAGUGGCAGCUGAAGGUGAGGCUGAGCCUGGGGUGGAGCCAGUGGCUUCACCUCCACCUGAACCUGUCGUGGAGGAAGAGAAGGAGGAGAAAAAGGAGGAAUGGACACCUUACACAAUAGUAAAAGAUUUGAGCAUUUCUGUUGCUGGAUUAAAGGAGGGAAGAAAAUAUCGCUUCAGAGUGGCAGCAAGAAAUGCCAUGGGAUCCAGUCUUCCCACAGAAACCAGAGAAGCUUAUGAGAUCAAGGAGCAAAUGUUGGAGCCCAAAAUAAUCAUGCCUGAGCUUGUCACUGCAAAAGCAGGAGCAAAACUGAGGGUUGAGGCUCUUGUAUCUGGAAAGCCAGCACCAACAUGCCAAUGGAAACGGGGAGAAAAUAAUGUAGUCCCAUCAAGCCGCCUUGCUGUGCACAAAUCUCAAAACAUGUGCGUGCUCAUCAUUAAGGAUGUUUCAAGACAAGACAGUGGUGAAUACAGCCUUGUUGCUGAGAACAACACUGGAAAAGUUGAUCAGACUUUGAAAAUCAUCAUCAGAGAUAUUCCUGGACCACCUGAGCCACCAUUUGAAAUCAGUGACAUAGAUUCUGAUGCCUGCACACUCUCUUGGAACAAACCUAGUGAAGAUGGUGGUAGCAAUAUCACUAAUUAUGUUGUUGAGAAGUGUGAUGUAAGCAGAGGUGACUGGGUUACUGCUCUUUCCAGCUGUGGGAAAGCUGGCUGCAGAAUUGGAAAGCUUAUUCCUGGAAAGGAAUAUGUUUUCCGUGUUCGUGCUGAGAACAGAUUUGGUAUUUCAGACCCACUUACAUCUGAAAGGAUGGUUGCUAAGUUCCCCUUCGAUGUUCCUGGUGAACCUUUGAACUGCCGCAUCAACAAGGUGAACAAGGACUGCAUGUUUGUAGCAUGGGAUAAGCCAGAGUCUGAUGGUGGCAGUCCAAUUACUGGAUACUACAUUGAACGCAAAGAGAGGAACAGUCUUCUUUGGGUCAAGGCUAAUGAUUCUGUCGUUCGCACAACUGAAUAUCCUUGUGCUGGCCUAAUUGAGGGUCUGGAAUACACUUUCAGAGUGUCUGCUAUAAACCGAGCCGGACAGGGCAAACCAAGCAAGAAAACUGAGUUUAUUACAGCAAGAACACCUGUUGAUGCUCCUGGAAAACCAGAGGUGCUUGAUGUGACUAAGAACUCAGUUACAUUGGUUUGGACUAAACCAAAGAAUGAUGGUGGAAGCAAGAUAAUUGGAUACUAUGUUGAAGCGAUGAGGCUUCCAGGAGACACCUGGGUGCGUUGCAACACAAGUAGUCAAAAUGUGCCUCGUGAGGAGUACACUGCAACUGGGUUAGAAGAGGGUGCUAAGUACCAGUUUAGGGUAAUUGCCAAGACAGCAGUUAACAUUAGCAGGCCCUCUGAAAUCACUGACCCCAUUCUGGUGUCUGCAGAAAAUGUACCUCCAAGAAUAGAGCUUUCUAUACAGAUGAAAAAGAUGUUGCCAGUAAAGGCUGGAUCGGAUGUUUGCCUUGAAGCUGAGGUUUUUGGCAAACCAAUGCCCAAGGUUACAUGGAGCAAGAAUGGAGAAGUGUUGAAAGCUGACAAAGAAUUUAAGAUGUCUCAAAAGAGACACCUCUUUUCUCUGAGCCUUGAUGCAGUUACUAAACUCCAUGCUGCAAGUUAUGGAAUUCUUGCAGUAAAUGCAAGUGGUUCUACAACUGCAGAAAUACAACUCAAAGUUUUAGAUAUACCUGGCCCACCAGCCUCUAUCAAGUUUGAUGAGGUACUUUCAGAGCAGAUCAGGUUGAGCUGGGAGGCUCCACUUGCUGAUGGUGGUUCUCCAAUUACAAAUUAUGUUGUUGAUAAACGUGAGACAAGUAGGGCUAACUGGGCCCAAGUUUCUGCUAAAAUUAGUGGUGAUACAAAAGAAUGUUUAGUGGAGAGACUGAUUGAGGGGCAAGAAUAUCAGUUCCGGAUUCGUGCUGAGAACCGCUAUGGUACUGGUGAUGGCAUUGUAUCGGACCCUGUCGUUGCAAGGAACCCCUUUACUGUUCCUGGAGCAUGUGACCCACCGGUCCUUACAAACAUCACAAAGGAGCGUAUGACUGUAAGCUGGAAGGAACCAUCUGAUGAUGGAAAAUCCCCUAUCCUCGGAUACAUGGUUGAGAAACGUGAGACCAAGGAAAUUAACUGGACCAAACUGAACAGAAAACCCUUGCUGGAGAGAACACUUGAGGUUGCAGGCCUCUCUGAGGGAGCUCAGUAUGAGUUUAGAGUCAUUGCUGUUAACAAAGCUGGCUUUGGCAAACCUAGUGAUCCAUCAAAUGCCACCUCUGCUCUUGAUCCUCUGUAUCCUCCAGGCCCACCUAUUUCUCCCAAAGUUAUAGACACGACCAGCAGCACCAUUAGACUAACUUGGACUAAGCCUGCAAAUGAUGGUGGUACUGAAAUUUUAGGAUACCUUGUCGAAUGCAAGAGAACUAAAACAACAGACUGGAUAAGAUGCAAUGUACCCAAGAACCUUCAGGAUACAAAUUAUGUUGUGACUGGACUCUUGGAGAACUCAGAGUACCAACUUCGUGUUACUGCUGUAAACAAAGUUGGAUUCAGCCAGCCUUGUGAAGUUCCUGAAAAACAUGUUGCCAAAGAUGUUUUUGCUGCUCCUGAGGCUGAGCUAGACGCAGAGCUGAAGGACACUGUGGUUCUGACAGCUGGCAGUAAAAUGAAACUUCAUGCCAUAAUUAAGGGUCGUCCAAUUCCCAGAGUGACCUGGGCCAAGAUGAAUACCAACAUUAAGGACAGACAUGGAAUAUUAAUCAAGACAACAGACACUGACACAUUGGUUUAUGUUGAUAAAGUCAAUAGAUAUGAUGCAGGGAAAUACAUUCUUAAUCUUGACAGUGUAAGCGGAAUGAAGAUGUACACAGUUAUUGUCAAGGUCCUUGAUACUCCUGGACCUCCACUGAAUCUGAUGGUAAAAGAGACAUCAAAAGACAGUGCCUCCAUCCUAUGGGACGCACCUCUAAUUGAUGGUGGAAGUGAGAUUACAGGUUACAUUGUAGACAAAAGAGAUGCAGAAAGGAAAGCAUGGUCAAAUGUCUCAACUACUUGCACUAAAACGUCUUUCAAGAUUGAUGGUUUAGAGGCUGGUAGAUCUUAUUGUUUCAGGGUUCUGGCUCAAAAUCAGUAUGGCAUUGGUGAGCCAUGUGAAACUGUGGAUUCUGUUAGAGCUUCUGAACAACCUGGACCAGUUAUGGACUUUAAGACCUUGCUGGUAACCAAGGACUCUUGUACUCUUUCCUGGAAAAAGCCCAUCAGUGAUGGAGGAAGCCGCAUCAUUGCAUAUGUGCUAGAAGUACUUAAUGGAGAAGACAAAUGGAAGGAGCUUCUUAGAUCAAAGAACAUGCAAUAUAGUGCAAAGGACCUUGUUGAAGGAAGGGAAUACAAAUACAGAGUCAAAGCAACAAAUGAUUCUGGUGAUGGUCCUGUAAAAGAACUCUCUGUGAUUGCAAAAGAUGUCAAUGUUCUUCCGAGCUGUGACUUGUGAGAGUUGCCUAACCUGAAUUAUAUUGCAAAAGAAGCAAGUACCGUUCGUCUCAAGAUUCCUAUUAGUGGAAAGCCUGUUCCUGUUAUCACAUGGAAAAAGGGAGAGGAUGAAAAUCUCACAGACACAGGAAGAGUGUGUGUAGAAUCAACGGCCGUAAACACAACUCUUCUGAUACGUGACUGCCAAAGGACAGAUGCAUCAAAAUACACUAUCACUCUUCGCAAUGCUGCUGGAACAAAAGAGUCCACAAUAUUUGUCAGAGUUGUUGGCAAACCAGGAACUCCAGCUGCACCAAUAAAAUUCAAGGAAGUGACUGCAGAUGGUGCAACCUUAAAAUGGGGUGUUCCUAAAGACGAUGGUGGAUCAGAAAUUACCAACUACAUUCUUGAGAAACGUGACUCCAUUACUAACAUGUGGGUUACUGUGUCUUCAUCUGUGGAUACAAACACUUUCAGAGUGACUGGUCUCCAUGAGGGAACUGAAUACAUCUUUAGGGUCAGUGCAGAAAACAAAUAUGGAAUUGGCGAGGGCCUCAAAUCAGACCCUAUGGUUGCCAAGCAUCCAUUCAAUGUCCCAGAUUCCCCUCCACCCCCUCAAGUUAUGAGUAUGGGUCAUGAUUCAGCAACCCUUACAUGGUUUGAUCCAAGGAAAACUGGAGGCUCACCAAUCACAGGUUACCAUGUCGAAUUCAAAGAAAGAAACAGCAUGUUAUGGAAAAGAGCAAACCCGACUGCUUUGAAGAUGAGAGAUUUUAAAGUAACAGGCUUAACAGAGGGUCUAGAAUAUGAGUUCAGAGUUAUGGCUAUUAAUCUGGCAGGUGUUGGUAGACCAAGUCCUGCCACUGACCCAAUGGUUGCCUUGGAUGCAAUUGAUACACCUGGCAAACCUGAUGUGAUUAGCAUUACUAGAAGCAGUGUAACACUCCAGUGGACUGAGCCUCAAUAUGAUGGUGGACACAGGCUUACAGGCUACAUUGUUGAGAGACGUGAUCUCCCAGCCAAGGUCUGGGUGAAAGCUAAUACAGUAAAUGUUGUGGAAUGUGCAUAUACUGUAGCAGACCUGCAAGAAGGUUGCAAAUAUGAAUUUAGAAUCAGAGCAAAGAAUGCAGCUGGAGCAAUAAGUCCACCCUCUGAACAAACUGAUACCCUUGUGUGCACGGAUGAAUAUGCGGCACCAACUAUUAUAAUUGAUCCAACAGUAAAGGAGGGCCUAACUGUCAGAGCUGGAGAUACUAUUGUAAUUACUGCAACAAGCAUUCUGGGCAAACCUCAGCCAAACUCUGUGUGGUCAAAGGGAGGAAAGUAUUUCAAGCCAUCAGAUGUGUGCCAAAUAGAAACUACACCUUCUUCUUCUACUCUUUAUAUCAAGUAUGCAAGUAGGAAGGAUUCGGGAGAGUACACAAUUACAGCAAGUAACCCAUUUGGUGUGAAAGAAGAAAAUGUGAAAGUAACAAUUUUAGAUGUUCCUGGUCCACCAGGGCCAGUUGAAGCAAGUGGCAUUUCAUCUGAAAAGGUCACUUUGACAUGGUCACCACCUCAUGAGGAUGGGGGAUCUCCAAUUAAAUACUAUACUUUGGAGAAAAGAGAAACAAGUCGUCUCCUUUGGACUAUUCUUGCUGAAAAUGUUAUUGACUGCCACUUUGUGGCCAAUAAACUUAUCCAGGGAAAUGAGUACAUCUUCCGAGUUUCUGCUGUCAACGGUUCUGGAGCUGGUGAUGCUUCCCAUUCUGAACCAGUGAAAAUGGUGGAUAGCUAUGGUCCCCCUGGUCCACCAGCUAAACCAGAAGUUGAAAAUGUUGGAGGAAAUUCUGUUACCAUUGCCUGGAAAAGACCAGCUGAUGAUGGUGGAAGUGAUAUAAUAGGCUACAUGGUUGAGAGGAAAGAAAAGAAGGGCAUGAGAUGGACACGGGCAUCAAAGAAAACAAUUGCUGACCUCCACUUUGAAGUGAAAGGGUUAAAAGAGGGAGUUGAAUAUGAAUUCAGAGUAACUGCUGAGAAUAGGGCUGGUUUUGGUGAGCCAAGUGAACCUUCAAUGCCAGUAAGGACAAAGCUUGUUGCAGAUGUACCUGGCCCUCCAGUCAACCCAAGAGUCACUGACACAACAAAAACUACAGCUGAAUUGCAUUGGGGCAAACCACUUAGCGAUGGUGGCAUGGAAGUCACAGGAUACCUUGUUGAGCACAAAAAGGAAGGAGAAGAAGAAUGGGUAAAAGAUACAGCUACACCCUUGAGGAUCACUGAGUUUGUUGUGCCCAAUUUGCAAGCUGGAGUAAAAUAUAAUUUCAGAAUUUCUGCAAUGAAUGCAAUGGGUGUUAGUGAACAAGCACAAACAGAGGAUCUUGUUGAAAUUGUGGAACGUGAAGAAAUCCCUGACUUAGACCUAGAUGUAGAACUCAGAAGAACGUUAGUUGUUAGGGCAGGUGCAUCUAUUCGUUUAUUUAUUCCUAUUAAAGGACGCCCAACCCCUACAGUGACUUGGACAAAAGAGGAUUCACCAUUGAAAACUCGAGCAAUUAUUGACAAUACUGAAUCCUAUACGCUGUUAGUCAUUCCAGACUGUAAUAGACGUGAUGCAGGAAAAUAUGAUUUAACAUUAGAAAAUGCUGCUGGAAAGAAGACUGCUUCUGUGGUUGUAAGGGUUUUGGACUCCCCUGGUCCUCCCCUUAAUCUGAAACCAAGAGCAAUUGACAAAGAAAGCAUUACAUUGGAAUGGGAAAUGCCUCUUAUUGAUGGAGGUGCUAAAAUUACUAAUUACAUCAUUGAGAAGAGAGAAUCUACUCGCAAGGCAUAUACUGCUGUGAUCACACAAUGUGAAACGUGCUCCGUCAGAGUUCCUGAUCUGGCAGAGGGUUUGGAGUAUUAUUUCAGAGUUUCUGCUGAAAAUGAGUAUGGCAUUGGUGAAGCAGUUGAAACUCCAGACCCAAUCAGAGUAUCUCAAGCCCCGACUCCACCAGAAAAUGUCACUUUUACGGAUGUCACGAAGAGCUCAGCUGGUCUUGCAUGGACUAAGCCAAAGCAUGAUGGUGGAAGUAGGGUUACUGGGUAUGUAAUUGAAGCACAAAAGAAAGGAACAGACCAGUGGGCCCAUGUGACAACUGUGAAAACUUUGGACUUUACUGUAAAAAACCUUAAUGAAAAUGAAGAGUACAUAUUCCGUGUAAUGGCAGUGAACAGUUCUGGGCGAAGUGGUCCUCGUGUAAGCAAGCCUGUAGUUAUCAAAGAACAAAAUUCAGAACCAGAAUUUGAUCUCCGUGGUGUGUGUCAGAAAACAGUUAUUGCCAAGGCUGGCGAUAAUAUAAAGGUUGAGGUGCCUGUUUCUGGACGUCCUAAGCCUACAGUUUCUUGGCAAAAAGACAAUCAAGCCCUCAAAUUAACACAAAGGACAAUGAUUGAAAAUACCUCUACCUCAACUAUCUUGAUCAUAAAUGAAUGUUUAAGAAGUGACAGUGGAAUAUACUCAAUGACAGGAAAGAACAUUGUGGGCUCAGUUACAGAUAAUAUCACAGUAAAAGUGCAUGAUGUGCCUGGUCCACCAAAGGGACCAAUUAAAUUGGACAAAAUAUCUCGUACUUUCAUUGAGUUCUCAUGGGAAUCUCCUGAAAAUGAUGGAGGUGUACCAAUCAAUAACUAUAUAGUAGAAAUAAGGGAAACAACUAGUCAGACAUGGGUAGAACUCUCUUCAUUGAUUAUUCGUACAACAUUUAAAGCAACUCGUUUAACAACAGGAACUGAGUAUCAAUUCCGUGUUAAGGCCAAAAACAGAUAUGGUACAGGGCCUCCAUUAACAUCAGAGGCAGUGGUUGCUGCAUAUCCAUUUAAAGUACCUGGGCCACCUGGAACACCCAAAGUUGCCGCUUUCACUAAGGACACUAUGACAAUUGGUUGGAAUGAGCCUGUUUCUGAUGGUGGAAGCGAGGUCAUUGGUUACCAUGUUGAAAGGAAAGAGAGGAACAGUAUUGUUUGGCAUAGAAUUAGCAAGGCACUUGUGAUUGGAAAUCUGUUCAAAUCCACAGGACUAGAGGAUGGUGUGGCAUAUGAAUUCCGUGUGAUUGCUGAAAACAUAGCUGGAAUUGGAAAACCAAGCAAAGCUUCAGAACCAAUGCUUGCUCUUGACCCAGUGGAUCCACCUGGUCAACCUGUCCCAAUCCAUGUGUCUAAAAAUGCCAUCACAAUUCAGUGGACAAAGCCAGAGUAUGACGGAGGAUUCAAGAUUACUGGCUAUACUGUGGAAAAGAGAGAUCUUCCAGCUGGACGCUGGAUGAGAGCUAACUUUACAAAUAUCAUUGAAACCACUUUUACUAUAAGUGGUCUAACACAAGACGAAUCUUAUGAAUUCCGUGUACUUGCAAGAAAUUCUGCUGGUGCUGUCAGUAUCCCAUCAGACCCAUCAGAUCCGAUUAUUUGCAAAGAUGACAUUGAAGAACCAAGAAUUAUGGUUGAUGCUAAAUUUAAAGAUAUUGUCCUUGUCAAAGCCGGAGAGGUGUUCAAACUUGAAGCUGAUGUUGCAGGCCAGCCACUGCCAUCUAUGGUUUGGACGAAAGAUGGAAAAGAUGUUGAAAACACAUCCAAACUACAGAUCAAAAUGACAGAACUUGCAGCUGUCUUGAUCAACAAGGAUUCUGUCAGAAGGGAUGGUGGUGAAUUUAUUUUGACAGCAACAAAUGUUGGUGGCUUUGCUAAGCACGUUUUCAAUGUAAAGGUUCUUGACAGACCAGGACCACCUAAAGGACCUCUGGCAGUUUCCGAUAUUACAGCUGAAAAAUGUGUGCUAACAUGGAAUCCACCUGCAGAUGAUGGCGGUGCAAACAUCGAACAUUAUGUCAUUGAAAAACGUGAGUCAAGCAGACUUGCAUGGACAAAUGUGGCGUCAGAAUUGCAGGUUAAUCAGUACCAAGUGACAAAGCUGCUCAAAGGAAAUGAAUACAUUUUUAGAGUUAUGGCUGUUAACAAGUAUGGUGUUGGAGAACCUCUUGAAUCUGAAGCAAUUAUUGCAGAAAAUCCAUAUGUACGACCAGAUCCUCCACAAACACCUGAGAUAACAGCGGUCACUAAGGAUUCAGUAGUCCUCUGUUGGGGUGCACCUGCUAGUAAUGGUGGAAGUGAAAUCACCAACUAUCGUAUUGAGAAAAGAGACAGGAUUAGUUUGCGUUGGGUAAAAUGCAACAAGAGGAAUGUUACUGAACUGCAUUUCAAGGUUACUGCUCUUGUUCCAGGCCAUGAAUAUGAGUUCAGAGUUUCUGCUGAAAAUGCAGCUGGAAUAAGUGAACCAAGUCCUUCAUCACCAUUUGUUAAGACCACAGAUACCCUUUUCAAGCCAGGCCCCCCUGGCAACCCAAGAAUCCUAGACACAACAAGUUCUUCGAUUACACUUGCAUGGAACAAACCAGUUUAUGAUGGUGGUUCUGAAAUUACUGGAUAUGUUCUUGAGACUAGUCAACCUGGAUCAGAAGAGUGGACAAUUGUCUCCCCUAAAGAUGGUGUAAAGGGGACAUCAUUUACAAUUACAAAUCUUAAAGAAAAUCAGGAAUAUGAAAUCAAUGUGUCGGCUGUAAACUGCGAGGGUAUUGGAGAAGCAGCACCUGUACCAGGUUCACCUAAAGCAGAGGAACGACUCAUAACACCAGAGGCUGACCUUGAUGCUGAACUUCGUAAAAUUGUGAACAUCAGAGCAUGCAAUACACUUAGACUUUUUGUGCCAAUUAGAGGUAGACCAACACCAGAGGCCAAAUGGUCAAGAGAGAAUGAUGAACCUUUAGACAGGGCUACAAUUGAAACAACGUCAUCUUUUACAUCACUGGUUGUUGCCAAUGUAAAUAGAUUUGACAGUGGCAAAUACAAUUUGACUGUAGAAAACAGUUCUGGAACAAAAACGGUUGCUGUAAUAGUUAGAGUUCUAGAUACACCUGCAGCUCCACAAAACUUGAAAAUAAGCCAGGUUACUAAAGAAUCUGUUUCCCUUGUUUGGGAUCCUCCACUUAAUGAUGGUGGCACAAAAAUUAAGAAUUAUAUUGUUGAGAAGCGUGAGGCUACAAGAAAGGCAUAUGCUACAGUAAAUGCCAAUUGUCACAAAACUACUUACACGGUCGACCAGCUUCAAGAAGGAUGCAACUACUAUUUUAGAGUUCUGGCAGAAAAUGAAUAUGGCAUUGGCCUCCCUAUGGAGACUGGUGAAUCUGUUAAGGUGUCUGAGAAACCACUUCCUCCUGGCAAGAUUAUACUUCAGGAUGUCACAAAGACAAGUGUGACAUUAUCAUGGGAAAAGCCUGAACAUGAUGGAGGAAGCAGAGUGGUUGCAUAUGUUGUAGAGAUGCAGAGCAAAGGGAGUGAAAAAUGGACACAAGCUGUGAUUGUCAAAGUACCUGAAGCAUCUAUUACUGGACUUGUACCUGGCGAGGAGUAUAUGUUCCGUGUUUCUGCAAGGAAUGAAAAGGGAACCAGCGAUCCUCGUCAAAUUGGUGUACCAGUGAUUGCCAAGGACCUUGUAAUGGCUCCAUCUGCUAAGAUGUUGUUCUCCACAUUCAGUGUCCUGGCAGGAGAGGAUUUGACAAUUGAUAUUCCAUACAAUGCUCGUCCCAAAGCGACCAUUUCAUGGUUAAAGGAAGCAAUUCCCCUUAAACGAACAACCAGAGUUAACUUUUCCUCUACUGAUACGCAGCUGAAUUUAGUAAUCAAAGAGGCCUGUAGAGAUGACGUUGGCCAGUAUAGCAUUAAACUAUCAAAUACAGCUGGUGAGACAAAAGUAGAUAUUAGCAUUGUUGUUCUUGACAAACCUGGUCCACCAACAGGCCCUGUUAAAGUUGAUGAAGUAACAUCUGACAGUGUUACCAUUUCUUGGAAGCCACCAGAGUAUGCCGGAGGCUGCACCAUUAAUAACUACCUAGUAGAAAAGAGGGACACAUCCACAACUAAUUGGCAGAUUGUAGCAGGAAAUCUAGCAAGAACUCAAAUUAAGGCAGGAAGACUGAAGACAGGAUCUGAAUAUCAAUUCAGAAUUACAGCAGAGAACAGAUAUGGCAAAAGCCCUCUGCUUGUGUCUGAAUGUGUGGUUGCACAGUACCCGUAUAAACUACCAGGCCCUCCUGGAACACCUUUCUUGCAGUCUUCCACAAAAGAUACUAUGGUGAUAGUGUGGAAUGAGCCUGUCAUCGAUGGUGGAAGCACAAUCUUAGGAUAUCAUCUUGAGCGAAAAGAGAGAAAUAGCAUUCUUUGGAUGAAAUUAAAUAAAAGCAUAAUCCAAGACACAACUUUCAAGACAACAGGUCUUGAAGAAGGCAUGGAAUAUGAAUUCAGAGUUUAUGCUGAAAACAUUGUCGGCACAGGGAAGGCUAGUAAGAUCUCAGAGGGCUAUAUUGCCAGAGAUCCUUGUGAUCCCCCUGGAACACCAGAAGUGGUUAGAAUCACAAAACAAACAAUCGCAAUUGCAUGGACCAAGCCAGAGUAUGAUGGUGGAAGCAAAGUCACUGGAUAUAUUGUAGAAAAGAAAGAAUUGCCUGCAGGACGCUGGAUGAAAGCAAACUUCACCAAUAUUAUAGAAACUGAAUAUAUUGCAACAGGUCUUACUGAGGACGAGAAAUACGAGUUUCGGGUUAUUGCAAGAAAUGCUGCUGGAGUUUUCAGUGAUCCUUCAUAUAGUACUGGACCUAUCGUGGCAAAGGAUGAGAUUGAACCACCACAUAUCAGCAUAGAUCCAGAGUACACUCAAACUAUUGUUGUAAAUGCAGGGGACAACUUCAAGAUUGAUGCAGAUAUUCAUGGAAAACCAACACCAUCAAUCUGUUGGAUGAAGGAUGAGCAGGGACUUGGAAACACCAUAUCUCGUGAAAUUAAAAGCACAGAUAGCUAUACCUGUUUGACUGUAAAGGAGGCCAAACUUGCUGAUGGAGGCCAAUAUACUCUACUGCUGCAAAAUCCUGGAGGAGAGAAGACUGUACAAGUAAAUAUUUGUGUUCUAGAUAAGCCUGGGCCACCAGAGGGACCCAUCUCUAUUACUGGUGUAACCAGUGAACAGUGUUGUCUUGCUUGGAAACCACCUAAACAAGAUGGUGGCAGCAAAAUAAGCCAUUAUAUUGUUGAAAAAAGAGAGACUAGCAGACUACUUUGGACAGUUGUUGAACCCAAAGUCCAAGCUCUCAACCUUAAAAUAAUGAAGCUUCUAGAAGGAAAUGAAUAUAUUUUCAGAGUUUUACCAGUAAACAAAUUUGGUGUUGGUGAGCCUCUCCAGUCAAGUGCAGUCGUUAUCAAGAAUCCAUUUACACCUCCAGAUGCACCAAAAGGAGUGGAAGUCUCUAAUGUCAAGAAAGAUUCAAUGGUCAUAACCUGGGAGACUUCAACAAAUGAUGGAGGUACUCCUAUCACUGGUUACAUCAUUGAGAAACAUGACAAGGAAGGCAUUAGAUGGACCAGAUGCAACAUGAAAACAGUUACUAAUCUCACAUUUAAAGUUACUGGACUCCUGGAGAACCACCUCUACGAAUUCAGAGUUUCUGCUGAGAAUGCUGCUGGAGUAAGUGAGGCAAGUUCUGCAACUGUUUUCUAUAAAGCCUUGGAUCCUGUAUUCAAGCCAGGUCCACCACAUAAUCCAAAAGUGUUAGACAUGACCAAAUCAUCUGUUUUACUUGCAUGGGGAAAGCCUAUUUAUGAUGGUGGCUGUGAAAUCCAGGGAUAUAUUGUUGAAGCAUGUGAAGCAAAAACAGUCGUAGAGGAGACUUCAGGAGAAGAAGGAAAGGCAGCUGAAGAUGAAUGGACAAUGUGCACUCCACCAACAGGUGUUAAACUGACACGCUUUAAUGUGGAAAAUCUGAAAGAAAAGCAAGAAUAUAAAUUCAGGGUUUGUGCAGUUAAUAAGGUUGGUGUUGGAGAGCAUGCUGAUGCUGCAGGGCCCAUACUGCCAGAGGACAAAACUGAGGAACCAGAUCUUGAUAUUGAUGCUGAGUUUAGAAAGCUUGUACGUAUUAAAGCUGGAAGUUCUCUUAGAAUGUUUAUCCCUUUCAAAGGAAGACCAACACCAAAAAUCAAAUGGGAAAAAGAUGGUGGGCAGGUUAAGGAAACAGCACAGACUGAGACAACCAGUAGUCACACUUCUCUGGUGAUUGAUAAAGUCAGCAGGGCAGACAGUGGUAAAUAUACUGUUAAUGCAGAAAACUCUGCUGGUGCAAAAUCUGAAACAAUUAUUGUGAAAGUCCUUGACACACCAAGCGCUCCUCUCAACUUCAAAGUUACAGAAAUUACAAAAGAAUCUGUUACUCUUUCAUGGGAGCCACCAAUUUUAGAUGGUGGAGCAAAAAUAAAAAAUUACAUUGUUGAAAAACGUGAGAGCACAAGAAAAACAUUUUCUGCUGUUGUCACAAACUGCCACAAACUCUCUUGGAAAGUUGAACCACUUCAGGAAGGCUGCAGUUACUAUUUCAGAGUGCUUGCAGAAAAUGAACAUGGUAUAGGGCUACCUGCUGAUAUCACAGAUCCUUUGAAGGUUUCAGAGGUGCCACAGUGUCCUGGAAAAUUAAGUGUUGUAGAUGUUACUAAAACAAGUGUGUCUCUUUCUUGGGAAAAACCUAUUCAUGAUGGUGGCAGUAGAAUUCUUCAAUACCUUGUUGAAAUGCAGGUCAAGGGUAAUGAUAAAUGGUCUGGAUGUUCCAAUGUAAAAACACUGGAAGCUGUAAUCAGUAAUUUGAACCCUGGAGAAGAGUACAUUUUCCGAGUAAUUGCCAUUAAUGAAAAAGGAAAAAGUGACCCAAGAACACUUGCUGUCCCUGUCCAAGCCAAGGACCUCGUCUUUGGGCCUGAUGUAAGACCUGCAUUUAGCAACUACAGUGUUCUUGUUGGAAAGGACCUUCAAGUUGAAAUCCCAGUUUCUGGUCGUCCAAAGCCAAAGGUUACAUGGACAAAGGAUGGUGCAGCCCUCAAAUUCACAACAAGGGUUAACAUUUCUAAUACUGCAUACAGCACUGUCCUUAGCAUCAAAGAAGCAGCAAGAGAAGAUGGUGGCUUGUAUGGAAUAAAUGUGUCCAACGUUGUUGGACAAAAGGAUGCUACCAUUGAAAUCAUCACUCUUGAUAAACCUGGCCCACCAACUGGUCCUGUACGAUUUGAUGAGAUAACUGUUUCAAGUGUUACAUUGUCAUGGGAUCCUCCAAAGUAUACUGGUGGUUGCCCAAUUUCCAAUUAUAUUGUGCAAAAAAGAGAUACAACUUCAACGACUUGGGAGAAUGUUGCAAUUUCAUUAGCAAGAACAACAAUUAAAGUCAUACGACUGAAGACUGGUGCUGAAUAUCAAUUUAGAAUCAUUGCUCAGAACAGGUAUGGCAAGAGCUAUGCUCUGGACUCUUCAAAUGUCGUUGCUCAGUAUCCAUAUAGAGAACCAGGACCACCAGGAACUCCAUUUGUAUCGUGCCUAUCAAAGGACCAUAUGGUUGUUGAGUGGAAUGAGCCAGUUUCAGAUGGAGGCAGCACCAUUAUUGGAUAUCAUCUUGAAAGGAAGGAGAGAAACAGCAUUCUUUGGACAAAGAUAAAUAAGACACUGAUUCAAGAAACAAAAUUCAAAACGAGUCCUUUAGAGGAAAGUGUUGAAUAUGAGUUCAGAGUAUAUGCUGAAAAUAUUGUUGGCAUUGGCAGAUGCAGCAAAAUCUCAGAGGGCUUUGUUGCUCGUGAUCCAUGUGAUCCUACUGGAACCCCAGAAGCCGUUCAUGUGACUAAAAAUUCAAUAACUAUCCAAUGGACAAAGCCAGAGUAUGAUGGUGGAAGUGUUAUCACUGGUUAUACUGUUGAGAAACGUGAUCUUCCUGAAGGACGCUGGAUGAAAGCAAGUUUCACAAAUGUUAUUGAAACAAAUUUUACAGUCACUGGGCUCACAGAAGGUGCCAAGUACGACUUUAGGGUAAUUGCAAAGAAUGCAGUUGGCACUAUCAGUAAACCAUCAUACAACAGUGGACCUAUUGCUGCAUUGGAUGAGGUAGAGCCACCAAAGUUCUCUAUUGACCCAGAGUACACCCAGACUGUAAUUGUGAAUGCAGGUCAUACAUUCAAACUUGAUGCAGACGUUCAUGGUAAGCCACUUCCUUCAAUUCAGUGGUUUAAGAAUGACAAGGAGCUUGAAAACACAAUUAGAUGUGACAUCAAGAACACUGACAACAGAGCUUUGAUUAUAGUGAAAGAUGCAGUAAGACAAGAUGGUGGAAAUUAUACUCUUCAGCUCACUAAUGUUGCCGGAUCUCAGACCGUUCAAUUCCAUGUGAAAGUACUUGAUAAACCAGGUCCACCAGAAGGGCCUCUUCAUGUCACAGGUGUGUCCAGUGAUAAAUGCACACUGAUAUGGCGUGCUCCACUAGAUGAUGGAGGAAACACUAUCACUCAUUACAUUAUUGAGAGACGUGAGACAAGUCGACUUGCUUGGACUGUAGUCUGUAAUGAUUGCAAAACUACAACAUACAAGGUGUCAAAGCUCCUGGAAGGUAAUGAAUAUAUAUUCCGUGUCAUGGCUGCAAACAGUUAUGGUGUUGGUGAGCCAAUUGAAGCACCAUCUGUAAUAAUGAAAGAUCCAUUUAGUCACCCUGGAUCACCACAAAUUAUCGAGGUAACAAAUAUCGCAAAGGACUCUAUGACUAUUUGCUGGAGUGCACCAGAUACAGAUGGUGGAAGUGAAAUUCUUGGCUAUAUCAUUGAGAAGAGAGACAGGUCUGGAAUAAGAUGGACAAGGUGCAACAGACAAAAAGUAACUGAUGUAUGUUUCAGAGUUCAUGGCCUAAUUGAGGACCAUGAGUAUGAAUUUAGAGUGUCAGCUGAAAAUGCAGCUGGAAUUGGAGAACCAAGCUUGCCAACUUCAUACUACAAGGCUUGUGAUCCCAAAUACAAACCUGGCUCACCUAUGCAUGCACACGUUGUUGAUACCACCAAGACUUCAAUUACAGUAGCAUGGGGAAAACCCCUUAAUGAUGGAGGAUGUGCAAUUCAAGGAUAUAUUGUAGAGAUCUGUAAAGCUGAAGAGGAAGAAUGGACUAUGUGCACUCCCCCUACGGGCUUACGCGUCAACAAAUUUGAAAUCACAAAGCUAACAGAACAACAAGAAUAUAAGGUUCAAAUAUGUGCCAUCAAUAAAUUAGGUGUUGGAGAACCUGCAGUUAUUCCAGGGACUGCCAAGCCUGAGGACAAGCUGGAGACUCCCGAAAUUCACCUUGAUUCAGAGCUAAGGAAAGGCAUUGUUAUUCGUGCAGGAGGAUCAGUAAGAAUCAAUGUACCAUUCAAAGGUAGACCAAUACCAGAUAUAAAAUGGUCUAAAGAUGAAGGUGAACUUUCAGAAAAGACAAUACUUGAAAAGGGUGUUAACUUCACCCAGCUUUCAAUUGACUCCUGUGAUAGAAGGGACUCUGGAAAAUACACUGUGACUCUACAGAACAGCAGUGGCUCUGUAUCUGAAUUUGUGGCUGUUAAAGUGUUAGAUACACCUGGAGCACCACUAAACCUUGUAGUUAAGGAUAUCAAGAAUGACUCAGUUACACUUGUUUGGGAACCUCCACUUAUUGAUGGAGGUGCAAAGAUCAAGAAUUAUAUUGUUGACAAGCGUGAAUCCACAAGAAAAGCCUAUGCAAAUAUAACAACCAAGUGCAGCAAAACAACUUAUAAGGUGGAAAAUCUUGCAGAGGGGGCCAUGUAUUAUUUCAGAGUUAUGGCUGAAAAUGAAUAUGGUGUUGGAUUGCCAGUUGAAACAAAAACUGCUUCAAAGGCAUCUGAAGUACCUCAGCCAGUUGGAAAGGUGAUGCUGACUGAUGUGACAAAAGUAAGUGCAUCUCUGGUCUGGGAAAAGCCAGAGUAUGAUGGAGGUAGUAGGAUUGCGGGCUACUUGAUUGAAAUGCAGCCGAAAGGAACUGACAAAUGGGGUGUAGCAACUAAUGUAAAAACAUGUGAAGGAACAGUCACUGGAUUGACUGGCGGUCAAGAAUAUUUGUUCCGUGUUUUGGCAUAUAAUGAGAAAGGUAAAAGUGAGCCAAAGCCCCUUGCUGCUCCAGUUAUUGCCAACGACCUCACAAUUGAACCAAGCCUAAAGUUGCAAUUCAACACAUACAGUGUCAAAUCUGGAAAGGAUUUCAAACUUGAAAUACCUAUUUUUGGACGUCCAAAACCAAAGAUCGCUUGGUCAAAGGAUGGACAGUCACUUAAAGUAACAUCCAGAGUUACUACUUCCUUAACACCAACAUCCACAAUCCUGCAGAUUACUGAAGCCUGUAAAGAUGACCUUGGGAAGUAUUCAGUUACGGCAACAAACAGUGUUUGUGCAGUUACAGAAGAUAUCAGUAUCAUAAUCCUGGAUAAGCCUGGUCCACCCACAGGUCCAAUAAAAGUGAAUGAAGUAAGCAACAAUUCUGUUUCUAUCUCAUGGGAACCUCCGGAGUAUACAGGAGGCUGCCAAGUAAAGCAUUAUAUUGUUGAAAAGCGAGACACCACUGAAACUACUUGGCAAGUUGUUGCGGGAUCAGUUGCCAGGACAUCCCUCAAAAUUACCAAGCUGAAAACAGGUGCCGAGUAUCAGUUUAGAGUAAUUGCUGAGAACAGAUAUGGUAAGGGUGCUCCUUUGGAUUCAAAAUCCAUUGUUGUACAGUAUCCUUACAAACCACCUGGGCCACCUGGUACUCCAUAUGUGAAAUCUGCCACAAAGGAUCAAAUGAUAAUUGAGUGGAAUGAACCAGUAAGUGAUGGUGGUAGUUCAGUGAUUGGGUAUCAUCUUGAAAGUAAAGAAAGAACAAGUAUUCUAUGGACAAAAUUAAAUAAAACACUUAUCACUGAUACGGUUUUCAAAAUAUGCAAUCUUGAAGAAGGCAUUGGAUAUGAAUUCAGGGUAUAUGCUGAAAACAUUGUUGGUACUGGCAGAGCAAGCAAAGUUUCAGAGAGCUUUGUUGCCCGUGACCCAUGUGAUCCUCCUGGAACACCUGAGGCUGUUGCAAUAUCAAAGGACUACAUUAAGAUUCAGUGGACAAAGCCUCAGUAUGAUGGUGGCAGCAAAGUGACUGGAUAUAUUGUUGAGAGAAGAGAUUUGCCUGAAGGCCGAUGGAUGAGGGCAAAUUUUACCAAUGUAAUAGAGACUGAAUUCACAAACACAGGCUUAACGGUAAGCAAUCAAUAUGAAUUUAGAGUAAUUGCAAGAAACGCAGUAGGUGUAUUCAGUGAGCCUUCAGACAGCACUGGACCAAUUACUGCUACAGAUGAAAUUGAACCUCCUAGUGUUUCAAUGGAUCCUAAGUACAAGGAUGCCAUUGUUGUCAAUGCUGGAGACAACAUAGUUUUGGAUGCAGAUAUACAUGGUAAACCAACACCUGAUAUUCAGUGGCUAAAAGAAGGAAAGGAAAUGGAUAAGACAUUGCAUAUUGAAGAAAGAAGCACACAAAAAUAUGCUUCUAUUACAAUAAAAGAUUGUACAAGAUUGGAUGGUGGACACUAUGACCUUGUAUUACGUAACAGUGGUGGAACAAAAACAAUUCCAAUAACAGUAAAAGUUCUUGACAGACCAGGUCCACCGACUGGACCACUACGAGUGACUGGCGUCAUGUCUGACAAAUGUCAUUUGUCCUGGUCUGAGCCCUUGCAGAAUGGUGGAGCUAAUAUUUCUCAUUAUAUCCUUGAGAAAAGGGAAACUAGCAGACUAUCAUGGACUGUUGUUGAUUCUAACAUUCCUAGUGUAAAUUAUAAAGUGACCAAGCUCCUGCCAGGUGAUGAGUAUAUCUUUAAAGUUAUGGCUGUCAACAAAUAUGGAAUUGGUGAACCACUAGAAUCGGAGGCAAUUAUUGCACGCAAUCCAUACAAGCCACCAAGUGCGCCCUCAACACCAGAAGCAAGUGAGAUAACAAAGGAUUCAAUAACUCUAUCAUGGAAUGCCCCCGAGAGUGAUGGUGGAGCAGAAAUUAAAUGUUAUCAUCUAGAGAAGCGUGACAAAGAUGGUGUGAGGUGGACAAAAUGCAACCGACAGAAGCUGACUGAUAUGCAUUUCAAAGUAACUGGUCUGUCUGAGGGACAUUUCUAUGAAUUCCGUGUGUCUGCUGAAAAUGAAGCUGGCGUGGGAGAAUUUAGUGACCUGUCUCUGUUUUAUAGAGCUAUAAAUGCCACCACUCCCCCAGGUCCACCUCAUCAUCCUAAAGUAACAGAUCACACAAACUCAUCUGUAUCUCUAUCUUGGGGAAAACCCGCUACUGAUGGUGGUGCAUAUAUCAAAGGUUAUAUUGUUGAGAUGAAAGAGGUUUCUUCAGAGGAAUGGAUCAUAUGCACACCUCCAGCUGGAAUUCAAGCAACACACCUCACAGUUGAAAACUUGAAGGAAAAUGCUGAAUAUAACUUCCGUGUUUGUGCAGUUAAUUCUGAAGGAGUUGGAGAGCCUGCUGAUGUUCAUGGAUCAGUAGCUGCAUCUGAAAAGAUUGAAGCACCUGAGAUUGAACUUGAUGCUGACCUCAGGAAAGUUGUUUCUGCUGUGCAGGGGAUCCUUCGUCUUUUCAUUACAAUUAGAGGUCGACCAGAGCCAUCUGUAAAAUGGGAAAAGGAGGAUGGGACUCUAACUGAGCGUGCUCAGAUUGAGUCUACCAGUUCAUAUACCAUGCUUGUAAUUGACAAUGUCAACAGAUUUGACAGUGGAAAAUAUAACUUAACACUUGAGAACAAGAGCGGCACAAAAUCUGCAUUUGUGAAUGUCAGGGUGCUUGAUACACCAAGUUCUCCACAAAAGUUUGAAGUGAAAGAUGUAAAGAAAGAUUCAGUAACUGUCUGCUGGGACCCACCACUUACAGAUGGUGGGGCGAAAAUAACAAACUAUGUGGUUGAGAAGCGAGAAUCUACAAGAAAAGCUUAUACAACUGUCACAAGCAACUGCACACAGACUUCCUUUAAAAUUGAUGAACUGCAGGAAGGAGGCAUUUUCUACUUCCGUGUAUGUGCUGUUAAUGAGUAUGGCUUUGGUGUGAUGGCAGAAACAAAGAGUCCUAUUAAAGUUGCACAGGUACCUAUGCCUCCAGGAAAAGUAACUCUUGUGGAUGUGACAAAGAAUAGUGUGACACUUACUUGGGUUAAGCCUGUCCAUGAUGGAGGGAGCAAAAUCAUCUGCUACAAUGUAGAGAUGCAACCCAAGAGUAGUGACAAAUGGGGUGUAAGCUGCACAGCUAAGGUUCCAGAGGCUACUGUGAGCAACCUCACUCCUGGUGAAACAUAUUCUUUCAGGGUUAUUGCAUUGAAUGAGAAGGGCAAGAGUGAGCCCCAAGAACUUGGUGUACCUGUGGUAGCUAAAGAUAUUGAGAUUGAACCCUCUGUUCAUCUGCUGUUCAAUACAUACAGUGUUAAGGCUGGAAAUGAUCUCACUGUGGAAGUUCCUGUGAGAGGCAGGCCUAAGCCAGUCGUCUCUUGGAAGAAGGAUGGCCUUCCUUUGAGACAAACAACCUCUCUUUCAAUUGUCAAUACGAUGGUGUCAAGCAAAAUCAUCAUCAAAGAAGCUGCUAUUGAGCAUGUUGGUAAAUAUGAAAUUACUCUUGCUAAUACAGCAGGCACCAAGUCUACGUAUAUUGGCAUUGUUGUUCUUGAUAAACCCGGGCCACCAGCUUCUGUGAAGGUUGAUGCUGUGACUUCUAGCAGUAUUACACUGUCAUGGGCCCCUCCAGAAUAUGAUGGUGGAUGCUCAAUCAACAAUUACAUCGUUGAGAAGAGAGAUACUAACACAACAGAGUGGCAGAUUGUUUCAACAAAUGUUGCCAGAACCUCAGUCAAAGUACCUCGGUUGACACAGGGUUCUGAGUACCAGUUCCGCAUCUAUGCAGUGAAUCGCUAUGGAAAGGGUAAACAAAUUGACUCUCCGGGAAUUACUGCAGAGUACACAUUUAAACAGCCUGGGCCACCUUCUACGCCCCGUGUUGCUCAUGCCACCAAGGUCUUUAUGCUUGUCACAUGGAAUGAGCCUGUUAAUGAUGGUGGUAGCACAGUUCUUGGCUAUCACUUAGAACGCAAGGAGAGAAGCAGUAUUCUUUGGACAAAGGUGAACAGGACAAUAAUCAAGGAUAGUGAAUUCAAAGUAACUGGCAUUGAGGAAGGUAUGAUGUAUGAAUUCCGUGUUUAUGCUGAAAAUAUUGCUGGAAUUGGCAAAGCAAGCAAAGCCAGUGAGCCCAUAGCUGCACGUGAUCCCUGUGAUCCUCCUGGUCAGCCUGUGGUGACUAGCAUUACCAAAUCCUCUGUAUCUCUUUCUUGGACCAAACCGGAGUAUGAUGGUGGAGCCAAAGUUACUGGUUACAUAAUUGAACGUAGAGAUCUCCCAGAGGGUCGCUGGAUAAGAUGCAAUUUUACUAAUGUUGUAGAGACUUAUUUUGAUGUUACUGGCCUAACAUUAGAUGAGAAGUAUGAUUUCCGUGUCAUUGCAAAGAAUGCUGCUGGACUAUUCAGCGAGCCAUCUGACAACACUGGUCCUAUUACUGUUAAAGAUGAUGUAGAUCCACCACGCAUCAUGAUGGAUGUCAAGUUUAAGGAUGUUGUGGUAGUAAAAGCUGGGGAAUCCCUAAAGAUUAAUGCUGACAUUGCAGGGCGCCCUCUUCCAGUUGCAUCUUGGUCAAAGGAUGGACAUGAAAUUGAACAGAAGGCAAGAAUUCAGAUAACUGGAACAGAUACUAGUACUACAAUAGUAGUUAAAGACUGCAAAAGGAGUGAUUCUGGACAAUAUGCUUUGACUUUAAAGAAUGUUGCAGGAAGUGUCACAACACCAGUAAACUGUGUUAUUCUAGAUAAACCAGGACCUUCAGCAGGACCACUAUCAGUAACAGGCCUCACAGCAGAGGAGUGCACAUUGUCAUGGGGACCACCACAAGAAAUUGGUGGCUCUGAAAUAACACAUUAUGUUGUUCAAAAACGAGAGACCAGUCGAUUGGCAUGGACGCUUGUACAUGGAGAAGUCAAAAGAACAAUAUUCAAGGUCACUAAGCUCCUAAAAGGAAAUGAGUACAUAUUUAGAGUAUUAGCUGUCAACAAGUUUGGACUUGGUGAAGCCCUUGAAAGUGAAAUGGUCAAGGUCACUGAACCCUACACUAUUCCAGGAGCUCCAACAAAUGUUGAAAUUACAAGUGUGACCAGUGAGGAAAUGAGCCUAACUUGGGCAAAGCCUGCAUCUGAUGGAGGCAGCGAGAUCCUUGGAUAUAUAAUUGAAAGGCGAGAGAAAUCUGGUCUUCACUGGGUUCGCAUGAACAGGGAACUUGUGAAAGAACUAACAGCUGUGAUAUCAAAAAUAAGAAGAGGAUGUGAGUAUGAGUUUAGAGUUUAUGCUGAAAAUGCAGCAGGAUUGAGUCCAGCCAGUGACCCAUCUCUUUCAGCAAGGGCAGAGGAUGAACUUUUGGUACCGUCCCCACCAACUAAACCUAAAAUUCUAGACCAUACCAAGAAUUCUAUUACUAUUGCUUGGAAAAAGCCAUCAUCUGAUGGUGGUGCACAGAUCCUUGGGUACAGUGUAGAAUAUAAGAAAUCUGAGGAUGAGGAAUGGAUUGUGGCUAUUCAGAACAAAAGCAAUGAAUUCACAUUUUCUGGUCUUACAACUGAUGUAGAGUGUUUUGCUGUAAAAGCGAUCAACAAAGUUGGUGUCAGUGAACAGUCACCUGUGUCUGAGCUACAGUCAGCAACGGAGAGAAAGGAGGAACCUGUAUUUGACAUUGACAUGGAGAUGCGAAAAACUUUAAUUGUCAAGCAUGGUAAUUCAUUUACUUUAACAGCUCCAUUUAAAGGAAAGCCUGUGCCUUCAGUUAUAUGGAAUAAAGAGGAGGUCGAUCUCAAAGCUAGGGCAAGCAUAGAAACAACAGAAACGUGCACAUCUAUUACUAUUGAGAAAGCAACAAGAAACGAUUCUGGACAAUACAUUGUUACUUUGGACAAUGGUGUUGGAACAGCAUCUUUGCCAAUGAUAGUCAAAGUUCUUGAUACCCCUGGACCACCAACUAAUGUGAAAAUUACAGAAGUCACAAAAGAUUCUGCUACAGUUACUUGGGAACCUCCAGAGAACGAUGGAGGAGAUGCUGUGAAGGCGUAUCAUGUUGAGAAACGUGAAGCGAGCAAAAAGGCCUGGGUAUGUGUAACAAGCAACUGUCACAGUUUGACGUACAAGGUUGAAGACUUGCAAGAAGGUGCAAUCUACUACUUUAGAGUCACUGGAGAAAAUGAGUUUGGAACAGGGGUACCUGCUGAAACUAAAGAUGGAACCAAGAUUACAGAAAAACCAAGUCCACCUGCUAGACUUGGUGUUACUGCAGUAACAAAGAAUAGCAUCACCAUUGCAUGGUCAAAACCAGAGUAUGAUGGUGGAAGCCGAAUUACCAGCUAUCUCAUUGAUGCCAUUGAAAAGGGCCAACAGAAGUGGGUUAAAUGUGCCACUGUUAAAACCAACACCCACAUUAUUAAGAACCUGAGGGAAAAUGCAGAAUACUUUUUCAGAGUUCGAGCUGAGAAUCAUGCUGGACUUAGUGAACCAAAAGAAAUGAUUAUUCCUGUGGUUGUGAAAGAUCAACUGGAUGCUCCUGAGUUUGAUAUGAAGAAUUUCCCACACAACACUGUUUAUGUGAGAGCAGGAUCAAAUCUUAAAUUUGAGCUUCCUCUCUCUGGUAAACCAAUGCCAAAUGUCACAAUGUCAAGAGGCAAUGCUCCAGUUAAGUGUGGCAAGAGAUUCAGUUUUGAAGUAACCCCUGACAGUCUUAAUAUCAACCUCAAGGAAAGUAUUGCAAGUGAUGCUGGAAGAUAUGACAUUGUUGCUUCAAACACAAGUGGAACGACCAAGAUGUUUGUAAACAUACUGGUUCUGGAUAGACCAGGUCCUCCAGUUGGUCCUGUUGAAGUUGCUGAUGUGAGAGAGACAAGCUUGUGUCUCAAAUGGCUGCCACCUGUGUAUGAAGGUGGCAGUCCUGUUACAAACUAUGUUGUUCUCAAACGUGAAACAAGUACUCCAGCCUGGACAGAAGUGUCUUCCAAUAUUGCACGCAGCACUGUUAAAGUAACCAAACUUACAAAGGGAGAAGAAUACCAGUUCAGGGUUAAAGCUGAGAAUCGCUUUGGCAUCAGUGAUCACAUUGAUUCUCAGUCGGUUACAGUGAAGCUUCCAUACACUAUCCCUGGACCACCAUCAACACCAUGGCUGGGUUAUGUGUCAAGGGAGAGCCUCACUGUUUGCUGGAAUGAGCCAGUAACAGAUGGAGGAAACCCAGUGGUUGGAUAUCAUGUCCAAAUGAAAGAAAGAAGCAGCAUUCUUUGGCAGACAGUGAACAAAACAGCAAUUCCUGCAACUCAAAUUAGAGUGACAAAUAUAUGUCCUGGAAUGAUUUAUGAAUUCAAGGUAGCUGCAGAAAAUGCAGCUGGUAGAAAGUUUAGCAAGACAUCAGAAGAAGUGCUAGCAAUUGAUGCCUGUGAUCCACCGGCAAAUGUUAGAAUUUCUGAGGUCACAAAAAAUUCAAUUAGCCUUGUGUGGCAGAAGCCUCCAUUUGAUGGUGGAAGCAAAAUCACUGGCUACAUGGUUGAGCGAAGAGAUGCUCCAAAUGGCAGAUGGACAAAGGCAAACUUUACCAAUGUCAUUGAAACUAACUUCACUGUGUCAGGCUUGACUCAGGACCAGGCAUAUGAAUUCAGGAUUUUUGCCAGGAAUUCAGUUGGCUCGGUCAGCAAUCCAUCUUUAAUUGCAGGGCCAGUAACCUGUGUUGACAUUUCAGGUGCACCUGUAAUUGACCUACCCCCAGAGUAUUUGGAUGUUGUACAAUACAAAGCUGGUACAUCAUUCAAAAUCAAAGUGGGGAUAUUUGCUAAACCCUUGCCAACUAUUGAAUGGCUUAAAGAUGAAAAGGAGUUAACGUCAAGUGCACAGCUGUCAAUUGAGAACACAACUGACUCGUCUGCCAUCCUCGUUAAGGAUGUUACUCGUCUUAAUACUGGAACCUAUGAGCUCAAAAUCAAGAAUGUAUUUGGCACCGCGUCUGCUUCUGUCAGAAUACAGAUUUUAGACAAACCUGGACCUCCAGCUGGACACAUUGAAUACAAAUCAGUCUCUGCUGACAAAAUAACAAUUGCAUGGGAACCAGUGGCUGAUGAAGGAGGCUCCAAAGUUACUCAUUACAUUGUAGAAAAACGAGAGACAAGUAGAGUAGUGUGGUCCCCAGUUUCAGAAUCAAUGGAAGCACGUACUGUCACUGUCCAAAAAUUGGCCAGAGGAAAUGAAUAUGUAUUCCGUGUCAGAGGUGUUAACAAAUUUGGAGCUGGAGAUCCUCUGGAGUCUGAGCCUAUAAUUGCCAAAACGCAUUUGUUACUCCUGGACAACCUUCUACACCUGAAGCAACAGAUAUCACCAAAACAUCAAUGCAGAUUGUUUGGAAUAAACCUGGUGUGGAUGGUGGUAGCAUGGUUACAGGAUACUAUCUGGAGAGACGUGACAAGAGGAGCCUGCGCUGGGUAAAAAAUAUACAAAGAUCCCAUUAGUGACACCAAAGCAAAGGUCCAUCACCUCACAGAAGGAAAUGAAUAUCAGUAUCGUGUGUGUGCAAUCAAUAAAGCUGGGGAAGGUCCAUACUCAGACGUUUCUGACCUCUACAAAGCUGC